Pelobates cultripes (western spadefoot toad) is the source of this 70689-nucleotide messenger RNA. NCBI's taxonomy places the organism in Eukaryota, Metazoa, Chordata, Amphibia, Anura, Pelobatidae. The record is from the annotation of a GenBank genome assembly.
GACAGAGAGCAGCAGCAGCCCCCCUCUCGGUGUCCCCCACCUCCUAUCCCCUGUCUCCUCUCUAACAGACAGCCCAUGAAAGGGUUAGCAGUCGCUGCUAUUGUCCUGCCUCCUCCACUCCCCGCCAUGAGUCAGUGGCAGGCACCGCCCCCUGCUGGCUGUCUCUAGGCGAUGGUGCGGCUAAGAUGGACGCUGUGUGAUGGUGGCCCCCGACACGGUGACACUGUGCUCCCACACCUGCUAAUCGCUGCCAGCCACGCUGGGACAUGGAGGGACUAGGCACUGCCCGCCCCCGGUAGAGGGUAUUAGCUGCAAGGGGAGAGCCAUCGGUAACAAUACGGAGCCAUUGUAAGAGCUGAGCACCAUGGCUGGGAUUAUAAAGAAACAGAUCCUGAAACAUCUCUCCAGGUCAGUAUCAAUGUAUCAAUCUGUCUGUAUACACCGUGUGACCAUAUACUGUCACUCUGCCAGGGAGCAGCCCACACACAGAGCCGCUAUACACAAUGCUCUCUGUCUGCUUUACUGUAAUUAUAGGGAUUGUGAUCACUACUGACUGUGCGGCAGGAUUAGAGGGGCUGAUAAACUCACAGGGGGGUAUGUAGGGGUAUAUAAUAAACUCACAGGGGGGUAUGUAGGGGGUAUAUAAUAAACUCACAGGGGGUAUAUAAUAAACUCACUGGGGGUAUAUAAUAAACUCACUGGGGGUGUAUAAUAAACUCACUGGGGGUGUAUAAUAAACUCACAUGGGGGUAUAUAAUAAACUCACAUGGGGGGUGUAUAAUAAACUCACAGGGCGGGGUGUAUAAUAAACUCACAGGGGGGGUGUAUAAUAAACUCACAGGGGGGGGGUAUGUGGGGGUAAAUGAUGAAUGUAGAAGGUGGGGGUUAUAUUAGAAUAGUAGAGAGAUUGUUAAGAUCCAGGAAUCUGCACUGUUUUGAGGUGUAUAUUUUGCAAUUAACUAUCAGUAUCUCCUGGGAAUCACUUGGUGGUAAAUAAUGGGGGUACUUGGGAGUUCUGUUUUGUUGAGAUGCACUUUGAUACUUGAGAUGGAUGGAUAGAUGGGUGGGUGAUGUGACAGGAAAUAUGAGUGUACUGGUAAACAUGAUGUCAUGUUAGGAAAGAGGGUCCAAGGGUGACAUUGGUGACUGGUGGUGACUGUUUUCCAUGUGGAAGGUUUACAGCCACCUAUCUAACAUCACCUUGAUUAGAGCAUCCAAAAGAACAUAUUUUUUUUUUUCUGUUCCUGUUUUCAUUUGAAAAAUAUAUGCCAAGCACAUUAUAAAGGAGGAGGAGGUGGGAUGUGCCAGUUUAACUCAUUCUGUAGAGAAGAGCUGGAAAAGAACUGCAGUAGGAGUGAGUUUCUAGCACAUACUGCAGAAAAGGGUCUAACUAGGGAGAGAUUAAUUAUAAAGCGCCAGUAUGUUCUACACUGCCUUAAACCAAACCAGAUGACCACUAUUGCCAAGAAGUUCCUACUUAAUGUAGUCUAGCAAGCAGACAUUGCAGUGUAUAUUUUGCCACGUUAUCUAUUUUGGCUUUUCUCUGUCAUUUCCCCAUUUAGUGAAUAACACUGUUUUCACUUUAAAAAAAAAAAAAAAAACACCCCAAAAACUCAACCUUUAAAAUGACAUGGAUAUUUAUUUUUCUUAAAGCGUGGAGCAGAGGAUAUACUUUUGUGUCUGAGCACACCCAUUGGUGUAUGUGUUUUUAUGUGCUUUUAAAAUAAAAAAUUAUGUGCUAGGUGCUACCAUUUAGGCAUUAUCUACAAUAUUCAUUGGUGUGCAAACUAAAAUAAAUAGAAUAUAUACAAAUACACAGUUUUGUGAUUCCAUAAUUCUGAAUCUGACUUUGCCUUCCAAAUUAAACUUGUCACAAGUAAAGGGCAUAGUUAUAUUUAGUAUCCAUUCUGCUUUCUUUGGGUGCUUAAAUAUAUUUUUUGGUCACAGUGACCCAGUAUUCUGGCAGCUAUUACCUGUGAUGCUAAUAUUACAGUGUAUUUGGCCGAGGUGCCUUUCACGAGCUGGUUCCCACACAACAUAACUGUGUGAGUCACUAACAUCCUAUCUGAUUUCACUUAUCAGGGACACAGACUGGUGCUGUAACUUCUAACAGAGAGGCACCAAGUGUGCCUCAAUUAAUAAUAAAAAACAAAACAAUAAUGCAUAUAUUUUUAUAACAAAUCUAAAGCAUGAUCAUCCUCCGUUGUCCAUUCCAUGAUUUCGAAAACCUAUUUCGUUGCUCCCUAUACUUUGUUUUAUAUAUUUUCUCAGAGUACUCAUAAUGCCUUUGAUUGCUACAUGAAACUAACAUUUCUGUCAUGUCUCAAUUCAUUGUAGUAAAUAUUAAAACACUGCACAUCUGAAGAUAUUUGUAAUUGUGUGCUGGGGGUAAGAUCUUCUGCAUAGUUCCCAAAAGUGCAUAUUAUUCAGAAAAGGUUUCUCCCCUCAAAAGGGGCGCAUGCAGUCCAUUCUGUGCACAGUGCUUUUAGGAGCAGCAUUUAGUUAUGACAAGCAAGGCAAUUGGGUACCACUUUUCAUGUAGGUAAACAAAUAUCCUGUAUAGGGUUAUGCCAGCCGAAAACAGUGUCUUAAAAAACAAAAAAAAUGGUUGUUUUUUGUAGGGUAUGCUUUUCUGGCAUAUCACCCCCUAUAAAAUGAAAUAAAGAAUUCAAAAGCCUGCCUUGCGUCUCAAAUCAAGGCCAAGUUCUCUCUGCAGCCUGAUCCUACUCCUUUGUUGUCACUUGAGUGGGAGGCACAUUCUGGAAGGCAGGCUGAGGGGAGAAUGUGAGUGCAAUGAAGGGGGGGGGCUAUGCAAAUGGUAAAUAUAUACAGAACUAACAUUAACCAACCCAGAACUCUCAUCCUGGGUUGGCUGAUGACACUGCUGAAGGUGGAGUUACACAUCUGGCAGCAAUGUGCUUUAUCUUUGUAUUUUUAGAGCUUCAAACUGAAACCCUGCAUAUACAGAACAAGUACUGUGACCACGUUGAAAAAAUUAAGUGGUCAUAGUGCUUGAAGUAACUUAAACAAACUUUCUUUUUUUCAUGAGUCACUUCCAGUGUUUAUUUUAGUCUACUAAAACAAAAUUUGCCUUUUAGUCAAAAGUCUGAAUAAACUAAAUUGAAAUUUGCCGCCAAAAUUAACACUGCUUACUUCAAGAAUUAAACAAUUUCCACAAAAAUAAGAAAAUCAAGAUGAAAGAUUUUAAUACAUGCACAUAACUCGCCAGUACUGAGCUCUGCCUGCUGCAGCGGAAUCCCCAGAAUACACACACUGUCUUCUCCUGGUUCUGCGGUGUGUUAGCCUGCUUAACAGAGAUUAAGAGAUAGAAAGCAGUUUAUUAAGGAGCCUGCCCUUAUGCAAGAAAGGAAACUCAAUUUAACAGUAAGAUGAAGUCUUAAAAAGGGAGCUAUUGAAGUGCACACGGCCGCCAUAUCAUCAUAUGGGUUUUCAUAUCUCAAUUGAUUUAAAUUUGCAUCUUCCCUUUUUACCUGUAAACAAAAUGUUGGUGCUUUAUUUCAUUUACUAUUCAUAGCACUAGGAAGAAGUGAUGGUUUUUGUAACUAAAGGAAGCCUAUUUUAAAGGAAGAUUUUUUUUUUUUUUGAUUUUUUUUUUUUUUUUCUGAUGCCAUACAGGUGCAACAUCUCUUGAUGCAAUGAGCAAAUGUAGAUUAAGCAACAUAAUAUUACCUUUAGCUGCCUCUGUGCAGAAAUGUGGUUAUUUUCUGGAUACAUUUUAUAAGUAAAAGCAAAAAGAAAAUCUAUUGAUUUUUUUUUUUUCCCAAAGAAACAGGCAAAUGUUAAAACUUAGCUUUUAUUACAAUAAGGUCAGAAAAUCAAAGCAAUUAAUACAUUUAUUAACAGUGGGUAAUUGGAACCAAAAAACUAUAUAUACAAGUUAUGACACAAAAACAACAAAAAUUGGAGAACUAUAUUGACUCCUCCAUUAUACCCAUAUUCAUCUGUAAGCAAGAAAUAACUACAUUACCUUGCCGCAUUGGCUUUUAAUGAAGCAACUGUGACAAUGUAAUACAAUAUGGUUAACUUCCCAGUUACAAACUUGUAAUAAAGUAACAGAGAAAAUAAGUAUUCUUUUUUUUUUUCUUCAGCUACUUAAAAGGAAACUGUAGGCUGGAACUGACCAAUGUUUUAGUACAUUUUAUCGUUUGAGAACAACCAAUAUAUAAUGAUAAAAGCUAAAUAAGGUCCUCACAUGUAAAUAUGUAUUUCCAGUCAAUUCUGCAAUAAACUAUGCCUGUGGUUACAUUCCUAUGUUCCUGUGGUAAUGCAAGAUGUGAUUGCUUGCAGAAAAGUAACAGAAACUACAAUGCACAAGCUGUUGUUGCAAUUUUGUAGAACAGGGCUCUGUUUGUAUGGGAGGUCUGUUGUUCUGUGUCAAUUUAAGCGGCUCUGUCACCUUCUUCUUCUUUGCAUAUUUUGCAAACACCCUAACAGUGACUGCUUCACUGUAUAUCUAUUGGCAGCUUCUUGCAGGGGAAGGUAGGUUUUGGUUACUUAAACCUUUACUUUGCGGCUGCCACCAUGGUCCUCUUCAUCUCCUGGUGCUUUAACUACUAGUAGCUCACGCCAAUGUGUACUCUUGCACAAGGGUGAAACCGCAGGAUACUUCAAUGUCUUUUUCCUUACAGUGGUCACUAGUGACAAAUAGUGGAAAUAACAAAAGGUGGAGCUACUGAGGUCAAGUUUAACUAAGUAGUUCCUACUUCAGGGUAGGCAUCCUUCGGCACUCCAGAUGUUGUGGACUACAUCUCCCACAAUGCUCUUACAUCCUUAAUGCUGGUAAAGCAUCAUGGGAGAUAUAGUCCAAAACAUCUGGAGUGCCGAAGGUUGCCUAUACCUGUACUACUUUGUCUUAGUAUAGCUUUUGAAAGAAUUUGAGGGGAGUAAGAAAGAGCUGCUUUAAUUCUCUGCACAGCAUAGCGCUCUAUGUCUGCAGUUGAUUAACAAGAGAUGAGAGAGAUCACAUCUUUACACCGCUUUCUUUAAGGAAAUCUAUACAUUUGCCAGUAAUUCUACUAAUGUAGCGUGUGUGUAUGUGUGUGUGUGUGUGUGUAUACAAAAUUGCAUACUAUCUCAUAUAAAUAAAGUAUGAUAGGUGCACUUUAAAUCUUCUAUGGAUGUUUAUAUGAGCCUUUUUAUGUAUGUUGCAUUCCAUUGAAGUGUACUUUGAGACAUGUUUACUUCAUACAGUGGCAGCGUAGAGGGUAAAAGGGACAAAUGAAGGUUGAAUUAUAAGAAAACCAAGAAAAUAAAACCACAGUCUAGAAUUAAGGAGACUGUGAGAGUCUCAGUUUGUUGGCACUCUUAACUGUAAAUCUGAAGAUCAGGCCUUCUGUGCCUCCUAAGCACCAUUACCAGUAAAACAAAUUAUUCUGUUUAUGGUUAUGGGUCUCUUGGUCUCUCCAUGGUUAGUAUCAAACCAUUUCAUUCCAAAGUUUUAGUGUUACAAUGAUGUGUGAACUGGAAGGCGCUUAGUGAUUAGUGAUAUUAAUAAAAAAAAAAACAGCUGAAAACACUCAGUGGAAUGCUCCAAAAAACCUACAAACAAUAAGGAAAUCCGAAAUAACUGUAACUCAAUGUUUAGGUGAUUAAAACCCACCAAAUAAGCAAAGUACAGCGCUAGAAUAGUGGUACACUUACAACCCAAUCGAUGAAAGGGUUUAUAUAAUUUAUAUAUAAAAUAAGAAAGCAAGCAAUAGUGUAUUAUUGGAUAAAAAUAGGAUUAAAGUCAAGUUUAUUCCCCCAAUUGUACACAUAAGUUUGAUAGAAAAUUUACUUGUAUAUAACUAGGAACAAGAGCACUAUACAGGGAGUGCAGAAUUAUUAGGCAAGUUGUAUUUUUGAGGAUUAAUUUUAUUAUUGAACAACAACCAUGUUCUCAAUGAACCCAAAAAACUCAUUAAUAUCAAAGCUGAAUAUUUUUGGAAGUAGUUUUUAGUUUGUUUUAGUUAUAGCUAUGUUAGGGGGAUAUCUGUGUGUGCAGGUGACUAUUACUGUGCAUAAUUAUUAGGCAACUUAACAAAAAACAAAUAUAUACCCAUUUCAAUUAUUUAUUAUUACCAGUGAAACCAAUAUAACAUCUCAACAUUCACAAAUAUACAUUUCUGACAUUCAAAAAAAAAACAAAAACAAAUCAGUGACCAAUAUAGCCACCUUUCUUUGCAAGGACACUCAAAAGCCUGCCAUCCAUGGAUUCUGCCAGUGUUUUGAUCUGUUCACCAUCAACAUUGCGUGCAGCAGCAACCACAGCCUCCCAGACACUGUUCAGAGAGGUGUACUGUUUUCCCUCCUUGUAAAUCUCACAUUUGAUAAUGGACCACAGGUUCUCAAUGGGGUUCGGAUCAGGUGAACAAGGAGGCCAUGUCAUUAGAUUUUCUUCUUUUAUACCCUUUCUUGCCAGCCACGCUGUGGAGUACUUGGACGCGUGUGAUGGAGCAUUGUCCUGCAUGAAAAUCAUGUUUUUCUUGAAGGAUGCAGACUUCUUCCUGUACCACUGCUUGAAGAAGGUGUCUCCAGGAACUGGCAGUAGGACUGGGAGUUGAGCUUGACUCCAUCCUCAACCCGAAAAGGCCCCACAAGCUCAUCUUUGAUGAUACCAGCCCAAACCAGUACUCCACCUCCACCUUGCUGGCGCCUGAGUCGGACUGGAGCUCUCUGCCCUUUACCAAUCCAGCCACGGGCCCAUCCAUCUGGCCCAUCAAGACUCACUCUCAUUUCAUCAGCCCAUAAAACCUUCGAAAAAUCAGUCUUGAGAUAUUUCUUGGCCCAGUCUUGACGUUUCAGCUUGUGUGUCUUGUUCAGUGGUGGUCGUCUUUCAGCCUUUCUUACCUUGGCCAUGUCUCUGAGUAUUGCAUACCUUGUGCUUUUGGGCACUCCAGUGAUGUUGCAGCUCUGAAAUAUGGCUAAACUGGUGGCAAGUGGCAUCGUGGCAGCUGCACGCUUGACUUUUCUCAGUUCAUGGCAGUUAUUUUGCGCCUUGGUUUUUCCACACGCUUCUUGCGACCCUGUUGACUAUUUUGAAUGAAACGCUUGAUUGUUCGAUGAUCACGCUUCAGAAGCUUUGCAAUUUUAAGAGUGCUGCAUCCCUCUGCAAGAUAUCUCACUAUUUUUGACUUUUCUGAGCCUGUCAAGUCCUUCUUUGACCCAUUUUGCCAAAGGAAAGGAAGUUGCCUAAUAAUUAUGCACACCUGAUAUAGGGUGUUGAUGUCAUUAGACCACACCCCUUCUCAUUACAGAGAUGCACAUCACCUAAUAUGCUUAAUUGGUAGUAGGCUUCGAGCCUAUACAGCUUGGAGUAAGACAACAUGCAUAAAGAGGAUGAUGUGGUCAAAAUACUCAUUUGCCUAAUAAUUCUGCACUCCCUGUAGUGUUAGGGAUGCAGAUUUGUAUUUCUAACAUUAUAGUGUUCUUUUAAUAUUUUUAAAUAAGCGUUUCAAGUGAUUUAGAGUUAAAGGAAGACUAUAGUGUUAGGAAUAAAUCUUUGUAUUCCUAACACUAUAGUGCCCUCAUUCAAAAUGUUAAAGGGAUACUAUAGUCACCCAGACCACUUCAGCUCAAUGAAGGGGUCUGGGUGCCAGGUCCCUCAGGUUUUAACCCUGCAGAUGCAAACAUAGCAGUUUCAGAGAAACUGCUAUGUUUACAUUGCAGGGUUAAGCCAGCCUCUAGUGGCUGUCUUCCGGACAGCCACUAGAGGCGCAUCUGCGACGCUGAAGGCAUAUUGUGCCUCUAUCACGCAGAGCGUCCAUAGGAAAGCAUUGAAAAAUGCUUUCCUAUUGACAGCAUGAAUGCGCGCGUGGCACUUGCCGCACAUGCGCAUUUGGCUGUGCUAACCCCUUCAGCGCCACGGGAGCGGGACCCUGAGGGGGGGGGGCACUAUAGUUUCAGGAAAACCGCUUCGUUUUCCUGACACUAGAGUGAUCCUUUAAACACAGCCUUUGAAACAGGGCCGCCCAACAGGUAGAUCCCCAGAUGUUGUAGUACAACUUCCAUGAUGCUUUGUCAUUCUAAAUGUAUGCAAAGCAUCAUGGAAGUUGUAGUUUUACAACAUCUGGUGAUCUACCUUUUUGGCAGCCACCUUCUUCCUCCGACACUGCGAGGGUGAACGUAAUGUGCAUGCGCAGCAGCACCUUCCAUAUAGGAAAGCAUUGAAUCAGUGCUUUCCUAUGGGGACUUAAAAAAUGCCGGACGUCCUCAUGCAGAGUGUGAAGACGUUUUACUGAGUUAAAUGUCCAACAAAAAAGUGGAAUUUAACACUGUAGGGCAGCGUAGCACAUCCUACCAAUUGGCCCUCAACUCCCUCCCACCACAUGGCAUCCCAGGCAGUAAUUCAAGAGCAUUUAAUUUGCAAGCCCUAUAUAAAAUCUGUACUUGUGAGACCUUGCUGAACACAAAUAUGCAUGUUUUAGAGCAGUGAAUGAAGAUUGUCAUCAGUGAAAGUGUCGUUUUUGUGUGAAAAAUGCUCAAAAUAUGAGCACCAACUUUGGCCAGUAUUUGACUAAGUGGCUAUUAAAAAGACUGGACCCCUUUUUAGAAUACCGUGGUCUACUAUUGCAAAUGGUAUGCCAUCAUGGGGGUCAUUUUCAAUAUUGGGCUACCAAACGGUCUCAAGGCAACAUUACCAAUCUGUCAAAUUUCAAUGUGAAAAAACAGAAAUGCAAGCCUCUAACUAUGUGACCCUCUAACUUUCCAAACACCAUAAAACCUGAACAUGGGGGGUACUGUUAUACUCGGGAGACUUCAUUGAACACACAUAUUAGUACAGUCUCAGAGGCAACAUAGGCCCAGCAAACCAAUCUGUCAAAUUUUAAUCUGUAAAAACAGAAAUGGGCAAGUUCUUUAUUUGAUCUUGUAACUUUCCAAAACACCAUAAAACCUGAACAUGGGGGGCAUUGUUGUACUCCUGGAACAUCACAGCAUACAAAUGUGUUUUUUUUAUUUUUUUAUUUUUAUUUUUUAUUUUUUUUUUUAUUAUUGCAGUAAGAGCUAACAGUUUACAGUUAUAAUGCCAUGCAGAACUUGGGAAAAUAAAAUUUCCUAAUUUCUUACACUUUUUUUUUUAAAGAUUUAUAUUCAUAUUAAGUUAUUUUUAAUAUAUAAGCUCUCCUGAACAUAAUCUGAAAGAGAUAAAUUAUUGUUGAACAGACAUAUAGAGCAAAUUCUAGGGUUUGUUUUCCUACCGGUUACAAUUGCCAGUCAAUAUGCAAUAUUGUUUCUCAGGAAAUAUGAUGGAUUUGACAUCCCUACCUAAGAGUCACAAACUAAUUCCAGUCUGCAGAGCAGAAAUCCAUCCAAGAUGCAGAAUAACACAAUAUUAGAUAGGAGUACAAUAUUAAAUAAAUUAAAAUCUGUUUAAUCGGUUUUACAUUUAAAAACUCCUGCACAACUGCAACUAAACAAAACUCUCUCAAAAUAUAUUUACUAAUUAGUCCUGGUUAUUAAAAUCCCCAUAUGUCUUGGAUCUCAAUUUAUUUGUAGAAGUUGUGAAACAAAUAUUGCAAGGUGUGAAUUACAGUUUUAAAGUAAAAAUUUUGCAGAAUUUGUCUUGCUGACUUUACAACUGUUAUAAGAGUCACAUAAUCCAAAACCACUACACAAAAGUAUAUAUUUAUUUAUAGCAAUUACAUCACCCAGUUCAUGUAACCAACAGCAUUUUGACUCUUUUCAUUUAGCCAUUUCAUCACAAACUUAGGUCAAAAUAUUUAGUCUUUUAUGGGGUUUUAAAUUUUUAUCCACGCGUUGUUCCACUACUGCAAACACUCCAUAUUUUAUUUUGCUACUGUUCAAACUUACAAUGAUUGCCCACUUAUACCUUUCCCCUAAUUCAACCUAUAAUCCUGCCCCAAUCCUAUCUACUAAAUCCACCAGUAUGGACAUCAGCAGAUUAAAUGCCCAGCUCACACAAUACUCCUACACUUUAAAGAGCUAUGAGCAACGGCUCACUAGCCACAUACCACCUAUGUCCUUUUCAAAUGUUGGGGGUUACAGGUUAGGUAAGAGGGUGGAGUCAAGUCCCAGGGAUGGUAUCAGCUUCCUGACAUCUGUAGUAUCUUCAAGUAUGAUUCUGAGCAACCUAGGCAGGCAGAAGUAGUAAAUCAUAAAGAAACCAGUGGCAUCUGCUAAUUGCACCUUUUUGCUUGAUAAAUCUGGUUCCCACUGUUUACUAGAGCAACGCUGUCUGACUCAGGAGAACUGCAGGCACGCCAGAGUUUCUGGGUAAUUAGUAGCACAUUGCUGAGUGACGCAUAGAAUUAAUUAGCAAAGGCUUAAAACCUUUCUUACUUUAUCUUAUGGAGAUACAAUUCUGCAGGACAGCCCUUCAGUACCGGGUCUAUGUAAUAGUAUAUGAUUUUAUUAAAGUCACGGAGGCUUCAAUUGUGCUUUCUAUUUCUUUUACAUAUAAACAUUAUAACCAAUCCCAACAGAGUAUGAUCCAUAAAGGAUGUGACUUCAUCUAGCACCUACUCUAUCUUUGCUGCUCAGUCCAACGAGUAAAUCACAUUUACAUAUGUGAUUUCUAGGUUAAAUAGUUUUUGUUGUUGUUUAUUGUAUUUGGUUGUUAGUUUUCUUUGUCAUAUGAGUGUGCCCAAUUCCUCCUUUCCUCAUCCCUGCCCAUCCCCAUAAUGUGCUCAAGCUCACCAACCAAUUUUAGUUUGGGGUGGUUUUUUCUUCUGCCCCACGAGUUUUCAUUUUUCUCCCUAUCACCUUCUAGCCUUCGCAGUGCCUCUGAAUCGCUGCAUCCCUUUUAAUCCAUUUUGUAGCACCACGCAUGCACUCGCUGUGGCCAUUUUCUUUGUGGAAGUUUGAUGGCUUCGGUUCUGGAAUCUUGCAUGAAUUGAAACCGCACGAUUGAAUGGCAACCUCCCUGUCUCUCAGAUUCGGUAUACACUGGUGGUUGAUGUCUACUACACUUUGAGUUUUUCGGUUACAGGUUUACUCAAUGUUGAGAAUCGAUUUCCCUUUUUAGGUUAUUCUUGUUUUAUUUAUUUAUUUAUUUUUUUAAAUUCUUUAUUUAUAACAAGAUCAGAUACCACAGCAAAACAAUCAUUACAAUGCAAUAAGAAGAUAAACAUCACAAACAGUAUUCGGUAUUAAUCAAAAUACAACAUGAUUAGUUGCCCUUACAACCAAAUAUGUUCAUUGAGUAUGACAUAUGUCCUCCAACCAUGAUUAUCUGUCUACUGCAGCCUCCAAUCUAUUUUAUAUUAAGUAAUAUACAGAAUCCUGUCUGACUAUGUGGCAGCUCGCUUCUUCAUUCCACCUUAACCUUUAAUAAGUAGUAGGCGUCAAACCAAACUAUCAUACGCAUAUCUAACGUGUAAGGUCAACAAUAGUGUAUUACCAUUUAACUAGCGAUCCGCCAAAAAUCGCCCCACAGCCCGCCUCAACCCAAAAAGGCUCUUUUUAGCUAAAUGGUCGCUGGACAGUAGCCAGUCAGGAUGGAAAAAGAAAAAGAGAUAAAUAGAAGUGGGAAAAAAAAAUUAACCGUAUGGAAAGCACCAUAAGAGUAGAAAAGAAGAGGAGAAUAGGAGAGGGAGGGAGUAUGCUGGUGAUAUUCCAAGAAUUGGCAAUGAUGCCAGCUCGACCAGUCGGCUGUGCAGCCACAAGCCUGCAAAGCCUAAGGAUGGACCUCCGAGCCCGUGAGGAGAACUAUGGACCGUAGGCACCUCAGUGGGGACCGAAAGGACCAACUAAGCAAUGGAGAUAUAAAGUUGCCAUCCCCCCCAGAGUCAGCAGAGGUAUGUUGGGGCAUGAAGGAGACGAGCCCGUCCCCCUUCCCCCUAAUCGCCAACCCCGCUUUCUAUCCACGGGCCCCAAAUUUUUUCCAUUUUCUUUUUAGUGCUAUUCUUGUUUUAUUACUGCUCUAAAAACUCAGUGUAGUGCAUGCCUGGACAGGAUCUCCCUUGUUGGCCGAUACAGGGCCUGCACUGUCCAAGCGCCGACCCUGCUGUGUGACAAGAGUGGAGAAAUCAGAGAUCUCCCUCCAGAGAGGAGAGGACCAGUGAGCUAUAACCUGCAGCUCUGCUGGGUUCCUCUCACAAGCUUGGAGCAUUCACUCACCUCUGGACCACCAUGGUUUGUAAUGUCUCCCCUCACAGGCAAAAGUUAAAGGACCACUAUAGGCAUCCAGACCACUUCAGCUUAAUGAAGUGGUCUGGGUGCCCGGUCCAGCUAGGUUUAACCCUUUUUUCUAUAAACAUAGCAGUUUCAGAGAAACUGCUAUGUUUAUAAUAGGGUUAAUCCAGCCUCUAGCGGCUGUCUCAUUGACAGCCGCUAGAGGUGCUUCCGCGCUUCUCACUGUGAUUUUCACGGUGUGAAGACGCCAGCGUCCAUAGGAAAGCAUUGAGAAUGCUUUCUUAUGGACUGGCUGAAUGCGUGCGGGGCUCCUGCCGCGCAUGCGCAUUCAGUUGCUGACGUCGCUAUGGAGGAGGAGAGGAGGAGGAGAGUUCCCAGCCCGGCGCUGGAGAAAGAGCUAAGUUUAACCCCUUCCUCCCCCUAGAGCCCGGCGGGCACCCUCAGGGCACUAUAGUGUCAGGAAAAUGAGUAUGUUUUCCUGGCACUAUAGUGGUCCUUUAAAAAGGAACGACCAGGCUUCCCCAAACUCCGGCCCUUCAGAUGUUGCUGAACUAAAACUCCCAUGAUUCUAUGAAUGAAAUAGGCUGAGAAUCAUGGGAGUUUUAGUUCAGCAACAUCUGGAGGGUCGGAGUUUGGGGAAGCCUGCUCUAAACUGUAAGCUUGUUUGAGCAGGAUCCUCAAUUACCUAUUGUUCCUGUUACAUUUUGGUUUUGUCUCAUUUGGUAAAUUCCCUUCUUAUUGUAAAGCGCUGCGGAAUAAGCUGGCACUAUAUAAAUGGCAGUAAUAAUAAUAUAUCAAAUAAAAUUGCUUUGCUGCCAUCUGUCCCCCCUUCCCCCACCCACCUCAGUAUGUCCCAAAGUGCUGCACCCCUCAAACACACUUGCUGUACCCCUACACACUAGACCAGCUAUAAUCACUAAAAAAAAUUUAUAUAUAUAUCUAUAUAUACAUACAUACAUACAUACACUCUACCAUGUACACACACUUGGGAUAUUCUACACAAACACACACUGGAUCCUCUACACACACACUACAUUCCUGACAUACACUCUGGAUCCCCUUUGUAAACAUUACAUCCCCUGCACACAAACACCAUAUACUACAUUCCCGAAACACAUACUCUCUACAGCUACCACACACACACUGCAUCACCUGAACAGACAUACACUACACACUCGCUACAUUCCCAAAACACACUAUGGCAGGGGUAGGCAACCUUUUAGCAGCACUGUGCCAAAAUAGGAUUGUGAUGUCCUAUUUUUUUUUUUUUAAAUUGAGGUAUGUUGCCGUAUUCUGCUUGUUACUUAUACUGCUGUUGCUUUGUAUAAUUGUAUUUGUGCGUAUAUGAGCUAUUAUAUUGUAUAUGUUCAUGAGUAGUUUGUAGUAUCUUGUAUAAUACCUAUGAAUGUGGGCUGUGCAUGGGGGCUGCUUGUGGAAUUGUGUUUGAAUGGAUAUGUCACAUUGUGUGUUUGGUAGUGUGUGUUUGGGUAAUUGUAUGUGAGAGGCUGCAUAUAGGGUUGUGUUCAUGUAUGUGGAUUGUUAGUGGUGUUGCGUUUGUGCGUGAGCUGUUAAUAUUAUUUGUAUAAGGGAAGGGUUAUUCUGCAUUUCUGUGUAUAUCUAGCAGUUUGGAUGGCUUCCCUGGGUUCCAGUGGGGACCAGGCUGGCCUAGUACAGGUCAAGGACAGGAGCUGCAACAGCAGCUGCGGGAUCUUCUACUCCAGUGUGGAUUCCCAUUCACAAGUGCUGCAAUGCAUAAAUUGAGGAUUGUCUUUAACCACCUUUUUGUAUAUCUGAAGCUUCACUGGGACUCCUGAUAGGCCUGUUUGGCUCUAGCAGCCUUGAGUGCCGUGCAAAGACAUAUAUCGAGUGCAGUGCAUGGCACAUGUGCCUAUCCCUGCACUAUGGGGUGAUGUCUGUCUCAAUUACACACUUGACAUCUCAAGCAUUUAUGCAAACACAGCACGUGACCUGCAGGCUCCACUCAGCUCUACCUUAAAUGCCUCUAAACCUUACCUCACUAUUCCCCGAAUCUUGUCCUGAUUAACAAGAGUAAUGAUGUCACAGACAACGAGCACCUAGCUGGGCAAAAUCAAUGAGAUACUGGAAAUGGGCACAUGCCCAGGAAGAUUUGCCAGUUUAGACUUCAGCUAGGAUGAAUAAUCUGAGGAGCCAUGUUUAGACUCCUAUGGUCAGCAGUAUUCCAAGGCUUCCAUUUCAGAGGGGAAGUCACUUCCCACGCUCUGGGAAACAGGUUUUGGGUUCAGAUUGUGGAAGCAGGUUGUGUUCUCCAGGGUUGCAAGGUGUCCCCUCGUUUGUCGUGGAUGAUCUACGCCAACCAUGCUCUGCUGAGUGGGAACCACCAGAGAAUAUUGAUCAAUAUAUGUGUGUGUAAGUCACUUUCUAAGGAGAGACGUAAUAAGCUGUGAGCAGAAUGUUUUCAAACCCAUUGUCUCUGAUGUGGUGUGCAAGGCUCUUGAGAUGGAUCACCCAAAUCACCCAAUUUCUGUCUAAGAUGGAUUGGAAACCAAUCUCCAGGUCUUGUGACAAAACUUUACGAGCUGAUUGAAGACGCAGAGACACACUCCAGUUUGACUUUGAGGUGGCGAAAGGUUGGCUCCAACACAUAGUCUGCAUGUGGGGUACGCCAGCACAGCCCUGUCUACGGAAGGUCAAAAGGCAGUUCUUUUGAAAGUUGGACCUAAAUUGGUCAACAUGGUAAUCAAUGAGCCUUGGGAAGCUGCUACAGACUUAUUGUUUAGCGAAUCUUUCAUGAAAAAUUUGUGAAACUUUCUUUAGACGUCCAUAAAAUAGGUGUUCUCACCCAAGUUCUUUGGAGUAUUAGUCUGUCCAGCUGUGGUGCCCAUGUCUCAUAUGAACCAAUCCAAGGCUCUUUCCCAUCUUCCUCUGAAUGCAAACCUACUCCAUUCCUUGCUUCCUGUCUUGUGGACGACGUUUGUCCUCAGGAGGAACACGUUGUAGCGAAAGUAACCCCGCCACUGGCUUUUGGAGGAGCCUGUUUGCCCUAUGACUAUGGCCCCUGUAAUAAACUGUGGUUAAAGACACUGUUUGUGCCUUUUGGACUUGUAUGGUUCGUCAUAUACGGAAUUUACCCAACGGAUCAAGAGUUUGGGUUCGAAUGCUGAAUAAACCACCAAAUGACUGGACCACUGUAUGAGAAGUGUGCCACCUUAUUAACGUUCUUCACUCAGUAAGACUUCGAACUCUCCAUGGAAAUCCAGAACUCCUGAACCGAUCUGGGUGACUUUUGGAUAUGUUGAUCACCCAGAUCAGGGCUAUCAAGGGAUAUAACCUUUAUAGGGUUUCCAUGAGUUUAGGGGUACUUUUGGGGUUUUAGAAAAAUAUUUUAAAAAAAUCAGCCUGGAGUGUUAAUACAGUAUCUGACUCAAUUAUCUCCCAGGCAGACGGGAGGGAUUGCAUGUUUGAAUAUGGUGUCAUGCACUGUUGUCAUUGGUCUGUGACUUUAUACUUUAGUUCCCCACAAGGUCCAUGUGGGAGUACCCCUUGCAUGGGGACUUGCAUAAAAGACUAGUGUGGCUACCAAUAAAUGAGUUCCUCGUCUCGUGUGGGGGAAACUGCUAUAUCACUACACUCUCCUGGGAUUAUAAUCACUAGCUCUUAUAAGAGCUGUUCCUGCUAUACUCUCUGGAGUAGGAUACUGGUCUUGGAUCCAGGGUGGGUGGAGGACUGCGAGUUCCCAGCCAAGCUGUAACACUGGACGUGGGGACUAAAAAAUGUGCAGCUACUCAAAACUGUCUUGUUACAUUAUUUUAUGCUGUAUGUCAUAUUGGCAACAUGUCUUUGAAUCUGCACUGCAAAAAUAAAGAAUAAUUAAAAAAAAUAAAAUAAAAAAAAUAAAUCAAGUAAAAAAAUAAGAGCAUAAUAGUUACCUCCAUGUCAAAAUCAUUUUAAUAGAAAAAUCUAGGAUUUCUGUACUUCAUUGAUUUAGGUGACCAGAAUCUAAAUAUCUGAAUACUUCAUUUUAUUUGAUCCCACUAGUUAAAAUGAUUGAUAACGUGUGUGCAUGUGUGUAUGUAUGUGUAUAUAUGUGUGUAUGUAUAUGUAUGUAUAUAUAUGUAUGUGUGUGUGUGUGUGUGUGUGUGUGUGUGUGUAAAAUAUAGUGAAUCUACAAUGUAGAUAUUAAUAUACAGCAAAGUUUUAAAAAAAAAUUUGGAACGAUAAACAAAUCAACAAAUUGCUAGGCUUGAUAGCAGAAUACUAGUAGCUGUAGUAUAGAUUGAAGAAAAGAGUUGAGUAACAAGAGAUGUACAAAAAAAUAAAAUAAAUUAAAGCAGGUAAACACAAGCAUGGUAAAAUAGAGUAGGAGACACUGGAAUGCUGCAGAGCCUUCGGGCACAGCUCCAGGAGAUUGGUGGUGAUGGCGUGCAGGCACGUCCGCUGGAUCCUCUGGGCUCAGCCCAUUCCCUCCUCCUGCUUGGGUACGUCAACAUCAGUGUCCCGGCAUGGAGGUGAGUCUGGUGGGUGCCACUGUGCCAGCCCCAGGCACAACAUGAGCCUUUAACCUGUGCCCUCGAUUCUGGCUCCAUUUGGGGCCAACAAUGGGGGUUCUGGAUAUGAUGUUCUGCCCAGGCUUAGGGCAGUGGUUGGAGGGAUAACCUCUAUGGCAUGAAUAGUCGACCUUCGGCACUCCAAAUGUUUUGGACUACACCUUCCAUGAUGCUUUGCCAGCAUUAUAGGUGUAAGAGCAUUGUGUGGGACAUCCAUAACAUCUGGAGUGCCGAAGGUUGCUCUAGGGGCUCAAAGCCCAGGAAGGCAGGCGUGGGGACCAUUCUCAAUUACCCAGUACGGAGGCUCGGCUUGCGGGACAAAAUUCCAGUAACCAGCAGACGUCAUAGCUCAAAUAUGCAUCCAUUAACAGGCUGCCCAUUGUAGGCCGCAUAGUCUCCAUUGUGUAGGUGUACUGCAAGUGUCCGAUUGCUUGGAGGGUGGGCUUGCAGAUAAUCUGUACUGGUGUUGGCUGUCUCCAGUGGGGACCGGGUUAACCCCCACCGGUCCAUGGGGGAGUGGGGGAUCAGGGCUUGUGAGGAGUGUCAAAGAGCUGUUGUAUGGCAGCCAGGCUUAUGAGCAGGGCAGCGGCCGCCUGUCCCGCUGCUCUCCCGCCGCAAGCUCCAAAGUUUCAGAACACACAUAUGGGCCUCAAAACUCUUGGUCUCGGAGUCCACAUUAGCACCAAAAACUACUCUCAAACUUUGUGAGUCCACACAGCAUAGAUGGUUGCAGUAAUCUCUGAAUUUCUGCAUAAAAAGGCCAGAUUCUGCAGGAGCCUCUCCAGCAUGCAGCCGAUCAGUAUGGCAGACAGGCCCCGUCCUACCAAUAGGAAUCCUUAGUGGGAUCUGAGCGCUAUUUGGACAACUUGGCCGCUCAGAUACAGGCUGUCCGGGGAUAUGACAUUUAUGGGGGUUCCUAUCAGUUUUAUGUGCAUUAUGUAUUUUCAGUAUUUUGUAUUUUAUGCAUGGUGACUCAGAAUUUCGUGGGCGUCUUGUGGGAGUUUUUGUGUGCAGGAAUACUGUACUCCUAAAUUGCAUAAAAGCCGGCCAUCUGGCCUGAAUAAAAUUAUUCUUGCUGUAUUUACUUGCUGGAUUCACUUUCAUGCUGCACUUUGAUUCUUGGGAAUGUAUGAAUCAGCGCUCCGAACUGCAGGCUAUAAUCACCAAGUACCUAGCAGUUCAGGAGCACACGAACGAACGCGUGUACGAAAUACCAGUGUUCGUUACAUGUAAUUUAUAGUACUUUCCUAUUCUCACUUUGCCACUGGUUCAAAUGCUAAUAAAAACACCCUUUAAUUACAAUUGAGGUUACUCACCUACCACUGCACUUUAGAGCUAUGGUGUGUUUAGGGUUAGAGCAGUUGUUCCCAAACCAGUCCUUGUGGCCCACCGACAAUCCAGGAUUUAUGGAUUUCCCUGUUUUAUUCAAAUGGAAAUACUGACAAAACUUGAACGGUUGGUGGGUCAUGAUGACCGGUUUUGGAGCCACUGGGUUAGAGGGUCUUUAGGAUUAACCUUAAACAGUCCAAAUCCCAACUACCCCAUCAAUACUAAAAGUAGCCUGGAAAUGGCCUGAAUUAGAAUUGACUGAGAGACAAUUUCUGCAGUGUUGUGGUCAGAAUAGAGCUGUAGCCGUGUUAUAUAUGUUCCAUUUUCUGUUCAAACAUCCUUUGACAUCAGUCAGGCAUGCUGUUUGAAAGGUACAAUGUUGUAUAGCCCUGUAGCAGUCAAUUUUUUAUUUUUUUUUCGAAGAAAAUAAAAAAACAGCAUUGACUGUUUUCUAUUCUAUGAAAAGCCUUAUAUUUUUUUAAUAAAAUAUUAUUGCGCAGCAUGCAUUCCAUGAGCCAGAAACACAGCUUUUCCAAAAGACAUAAAGUUAAUGUCUAAUUCUUUGCUUUAAAAACCUGGGACAUUUAAAAAUAAAUAAAAAAUAAUAUAUAUAUAUAUAUAUAUAUAUAUAUAUUUUUUAAAUCUUUCUGUUUUCAGGGUAACUCUAGGAUAGGUUUCGGCCUUUUAGCUGUGGCUGUUUUGACUGCUCAGGGUGGUUUACUAAAGUAAGAAUUGCCAGGAAAUCAAAGUGAAUCCAAAGUGAUUUUCAAAAUUUAGGCCAAAGUAGCUGAAUUCAAAAAGGUUUUCUGUUUCUUAUGCAUCUAUUUUGUCCUUAAAUUCACUUUGAAAUCCUGGCAAUUCUUACUGUAGCGAAUAAUCCUGCACAUAGCUGAAUUGGCCCCAAGAUGCCUGUACAAAAUAGUAAAACUUUUCAGAUUUGUGCAGUGCACAUUAAGCAUGUACCGUAUAUACUCGAGUAUAAGUCGACCCGAAUAUUGAAAGUCGAGACCCUUAAUUUUACCCAAAAAAACUGGGAAAACUUAUCGACUAGAGUAUAAGACUAGGGUGGGAAAUGCAGCAGCUACUGGUAAAUUUCUAAAUAAAAUUAGAUCCCCAAAAAAUUAUAUUAAUUGAAUAUUUAUUUACACUGUGUGUAUAAAAUGAAUACAGUGUGUGUAUGAGUGCUGUGUGUAUGAGUGUAGUGUGUUUGUAUAGAAUACCGUGUGUGUGUGUAUGAAUGCAGUGUGUGUAUGCAGAGCCUUGGUGAGGGGUGGGCAUUUUUAUUUUUUUAAUCUUAUUAAUAUUUUUAUUUUAUUUUAAUAGUAUUUAAAUUUUUUAAAUUUAUUUUCGUCCCCCCUCCCUGCUUGUUAGCUGGCCAGGGAGGGGGGCUCUCAUACCCUGGUGGUCCAGUGGCAUGGGCUGUGUAGGAGGGGGCUGGCAGCGAGCUGUUACUUACCUUUCCUGUAGCUCCUGUCAGCUACCUUCUCCUGCGUUCCAGUCAGCUCCCCUGUAAGCUUCACGGUGUGACUGCCGCACGGAGCGUUGCCACGGUAACCCCUGGCAACGAUAUGACCCCGCGGCUCUCGCGAGAUUAACAGUGGAGCUGACCGGAACGCAGGAGAAGGGAGCUGACAGGAGCUGCAGGAAAGGUAAGUUACAGCUCGCUGCCAGCCCCCAACAGGACCGCCGGGCUUGUAAUGAGCCCGGCGGUCCUGGUCUGUAUUAUGGCAAUGUAAGUUGCCAUAAUACAGACAGUGACUCAAGUAUAAGUCGAGUGGGGGUUUUUCAGCACAAAAAAUGUGCCAAAAAAACGUGACUUUUAUACUCGAGUAUAUACGGUAAUUACAGCGCUUUUGCUAACUACAUUUUCACCCAUUUUAUGAUAUGCGCUUGAAAUUCCUGUCAUAUUAAUUUUAUAUGGGAGUUUGGGGCUGAGGAGCAUAAAAUGAGGCAAGCUAUACUGUUUAUAGCUAGAGGUUUUUGUAAAUUUGGCUUUGAAAAUACACUAUAUGGACAAAAUGAUCGGGACACACCUCUUAAUUAUUGAAUUCAGGUUUCGAUCAGGCCCAUUGCCACAGGUGUAUCAAAUCAAGCCCUUAGCCUUGCAGUCUGCAUUUAAAAACAUUUGUGAAUGUAGACUGAAGUAGAACUUGAAUUCAAGCAUGGUACUCUGAUAGGAUGUCACCUUUGCAAGAAGUCUACUCGUGAAAUUUCAUCCCUGCUAGAUAUGCCACGGUCAACUGUAAGUGGUAUUAUUGGAAACUGGAAGCAUUUUGUAAUGGUAGAAACUCUGCCAUGAAGCAAAGACCACGUAACGUCAGAGUGCUGAUGCACAUGCUGCGUAAAGUCAUUAAUGCUCAGCUAAUUCCAAAGCAGCAGAGUUCCAAACUUCCACUGGCAUUGAUAUCAGCACAAAAACUGCAAGGUCGGAGCAUCAUGGAAUGGGUUUCCAUAGUUGAGCAGCUGCAUUCGAGCCUCACAUCACCACGUAAAAUGUCAAGCGUUGGAUCAAGUGGUGUAAAUCAUGCCGCCACUGGACUCUAGGGCAGUGGAAACGUGUUCUAUAGAGUUACAAAUCACACUUCUCGAUUUGGCAGGUCUGAUUGGCGAGUUUGGGGGAUGCCAGGGGAAUGUUACUUAACUGACUGCAAUGUGCCAACUGUAUAGUUUGGUGCAUGAGGGAUAAUGGUACUGGGCUGUUUUUCAGGGGUUGGCUAGGCCCCUUAUUUCCAGUGUAGGGAUAUCUUAAUGCUUCAGAAUACCAAGGCAUUUUGGACAAGGCUAUGCUUACAACUUUGUGGAAAAGGUUUGAGGAAGGCCUUUUCUAUUCCAGCAUGACUGUGCCCCAGUGCACAAAGCAAGGUCCAUAAAUGGUUGGAUGAGUUUGGUUUGGAAGAACUUGACUGGUAUUCAUAGUGGCCCGACUUCAAUCCCAACUAACAUUUUUGGGAUGAACUGGAACGGAGAUUGCGUGUCAAACCUGCUUAUCCAACAUUUGCCUGACCUCACAUAUGCUCUACUUAUGAAUGGGCAAAAAUUCCCCCACAAACCCUCCAACACUCUUGUGGAAAGCAUUCCCAGAAGAGUGCAAAGGGGGGGAACCAACUACAUAUUAAUAACUAUGUAUUUAGAAUACUAUGUCAUAAAAGUCCCUGUUGGUGUAAUGGUCAAGUGUCCCAAUACUUUUGUCCAUAUUGUUUAUCCAUCUGGCUGAUGCUGAUAAGAGUUAUACUAAAAACAGCUGAGCUGAGUAAAGUUGUCCAAACCUGUUGUGUGACAUUAUUGAGUAUUUGGUGGAGUAGUUCAUUACAUUUAAAUCUGUGCUUUUAUUUCUGUUAUGACUGUAUGGUGUUUAAGCUUGUAUGAUCAGUGUUUAAUAAGGUGAACUUUGGAGUUAUGUAAGAAUUUAUGCACUGCAGGGUGUGUUUUAAGUGCCCUGCAGUAACCCUGGUACGUUUAAAUGAUUUAUUUCUAAACAGUGAGUUGUGGUUAGCUGGCCAAUAAGUUAGGCCAAAACAGCCACUUCAGAGACUUUUUUUUUUUUCCAGUUCAGUUACUUUGUCAUGCAAUCAUGUAUUCUCUAAACAUCAUUGAAUUCAGAGAUGACCAAAAUCUAGAUCUCAAUGGAGAGAGCUUCCAGCUCUCAUAGAGAAGGUGAAUGGUACCCUGUGGACCCCAGGUAAGUUGUCAAAGUCUUGGCAAACAGUUUGGCUACUUAAAUUGGGGGCACCAGGCCAAUGUAGUGGUUAUGGUGUUUGGAGUGUUAACAUACAAACACUGUCUACCUUGAACCACCAGAAUGGACAGGUUAUUCAUGUCCUACCUGAACAUGCACAUUGGAAGAAUGUACUGAAUGAGAUAACUGUAGAAUUAUCAUAAUGUUGUGGUAAUGCAUAGCAGAAUUUUUGAACACUCGAGAUGUAUAUUAAAUCUCAAUAUCCACUAAACAGAAACUUUAAAGCUUACAGAUUUGAAUAGUUUAUUUAAAAAAAAAUAAUAAUUUUUAAACGCCUAAUAUAGGCAAAAAUGAGGGUUUAGUUACAAUAUAUGAUCAUAUAUUGCAUAAGACUGCCACAACGUCCAUGUACCUCUAACACCCUAAUGUCUGCUCUCCUGAGAUUUACCCACUUACUUGGGGAAAAUCUUCGAUCUGGGUCUCACUGCAGUACAAAGUAUAAUAUAUUAUAUCAUUAUUUAGAGGAAUAAUGAGCCAAGUUUUUAAUUUUUAAAGUGAAUACUACCUCUCCUGGCUCUAGUAUAUACAUGAUUCACAGCUUAAAUAGCUGGAGGUUCUUCUAUUAUUGAAAGCUAAUAAAAUAGAUGGAAGACUCAUUCUACCAUUAGCUUAAAGGGAUAGACUAAUAACCAAAUUUACUAAAUCUUAUUGUGCAUAUAUAUUGCCCUUUUCUCAAUGAAUGUAAACCACUGAUUUGUAGCAAAUGGUAAUGUUUACAUUUGUCUAAGAAAAUACCUAUAGUUGCUGUCUGUUAAGGACCAAACUUCUGGAAUAAAAGGAAUAAAAGGAAAUCAUGACAUGUUACACAUGUCAUGUGUCCUUAAGGGGUUAAACGAGUACUAUAGGGUCAGGAACAAAACAUGUAUUCCUGACCCUGUAGUGUUAAAACCACCAUCUAGAACCCACCAGAAGUGGUGGUCAGAAACAAUCACAAUGCUUCCCCAUAGGAUUGGCUGAGACUUUCAAGGAGGCCGACCAGGGGCAGAGCCAGCACAAGUCAAACACAGCCCUGGCCAAUCAGCAUCUCCUCAUAGAAAUUAAUUGAAUCAAUGCAUCUCUAUGAGUAAAGUUCAGUGUCAGUAUGCAGAGGGUGGAGACACUGAAUGGCAGUGCUGCACAUUAGGCAGGACUGCUUAAGGAAGCAGAUUUAGCAGCCAUCUGAAUAGUGGCCAGUGGAGGUAUCCCUAGGCUGUAAUGUAAACAAUGCCUUUUAGUGUUAGACAGCCACUAGAUGUGCUUCCUGGGUCAGUGCUGCAUGAUAUGUAGUACUGACGUUCAGCGUCUCCAAGCUCUGCAUGUAGGUGCUGAACGUUCCUCAUAGAGAUCCAUUGAUUCAUUGUAUCUCUAUGAGGAGAUCCUGAUUAGUUCAGCACAGUGUUUUUCCGAGAAUGCGCAAUAGCCUCGCAAUGCUUUCCUGUGGAGAAAUCCUCAAUUUUCAUCUCCGCAAAGGGAGCGGGGGCAGAACCAGCCGCGAGGAGACCCGCGAGGUGCAGGAAAAAGGUGAGUAAAAUCACCUUUUCCUUUGCUAACAGGGGGGCCAAGUGCCUAAACAGCAUUAAUAGAAUUAUGUCAGGAAUACACAUUUUGUAUUCCUGACACUAUAGUGUUCCUUUAAGAACUUGCGAGAAUUUAAGGUUAAAAAUAUUAGACAUCAACACGCUCCACUUAAAGGACCACUAUAGUGCCAGGAAAACAUACUCGUUUUCCUGGCACUAUACUGCCCUGAGGGUGCCCCCACCCUCAGGGUCCCCCUCCCGCCCGGCUCUGGAAGGGGGAAAGGGGUUUAAACUUACCUUUUUCCAGCGCUGGGCGGAGAGCUCUCCUCCUCCGAUCCUCCUCUUCUCCUCCCCGUCGGCUGAAUGCGCACGCGCGGCAAGAGCUGCGCGCGCAUUCAGCCGGUCACAUAGGAAAGCAUUCAUAAUGCUUUCCUAUGGACGCUGGCGUGCUCUCACUGUGAAAAUCACAGUGAGAAGCACGCAAGCGCCUCUAGUGGCUGUCAAUGAGACAGCCACUAGAGGAUUAGGGGGAAGGCUUAACCCAUUAAUAAACAUAGCAGUUUCUCUGAAACCGCUAUGUUUAUUAAAAAAUGGGUUAAACCUAGCUGGACCUGGCACCCAGACCACUUCAUUAAGCUGAAGUGGUCUGGGUGCCUAGAGUGGUCCUUUAAUAUUACUGAGCACCAUUGAACUGUCUCAAUGAGAAACGUUGGAUACUUUAGAAUAUAUAAAAUGUUUUGUCUUAUCCCUAUAUUCAUUUACACAAAAUAGAAAAAAAAUUAUUGAAAAUUAAAGGAGUCCAGAGAGUUAUGCACUGAUUUUAAACAAUUAUUAUUUAUACCUCCUUGGCCUAGGUUACAUGGAAAAGCAACAGUAGACAUUAACUCCAUGAAGGUCGGUUUUGUAAAUGCAAUCCACUGAUCCAAUGAAAGACUGUUUUUUAAAUUUAAUUAGCUAGAUAAUAAAACUCUGUCCAGAACUAUAAGGGGUUUAAUUAUGAAAUGGUAAAUUGUGAUGAAUUGAUCAGAAUAGAAUGUAGGAGACAUUUGCUGACUUGACUUGUAUGUCUAGGUUUGCCUGAUGACUCAGACUAAUUCCCCCCAAAAAGCAUUUUCAUUGGGGGUAUAUCUAAAAACCGCUUAAUAAAGCUGUAGUUCCAUUGACUUACAGCAUUUGCAAGUCCUCUUCUUCUUCCCCAACAGAGACUUUCUGUGGCUGUCCAAUCACAGAUUUCAGCUCAAUGAGAAGUUUUUGUGAGGAUGUGCUCUGAGAAAUGACCUGUCUCUUGUGUUUAGCUCCACUGAGCUGAACAACCAAGAAGUAGCAGAACCUGUUGUUUUAUUUUUCUCACACACCCCUCCUUGCAGUGUUCAUUUAUAAAAUUGGCUAGUUUCUAUUAAAAUCUGCUACUUUCUGUAAAAUGAAGAAAAAGGACACUCUUCACAAAAUGAAUGCUCUAGCGGUUUGGAAUGUCCUAAGUACAGUAGGGAAAAAGCCUAAUGUGUCCUUUGAUAGAACAUAACUUGUAUGUCUAUUGCAUCAGUUUUCCAUGGGCAGAGUGCCCAAAUACUGCAUACUACAAUUGAAAACGGAGUCUUUGCCAGGGCCACAUUUUAUUGCUUGUUUGACAACUCUCCACUGAUUUUCAAGUAAAUAAACCACUCAUUGUCUGUCUAUGAUCAUGAUGAACUGCCAAUUAAUGUAAAGAAAAAAAUGAUAACCUUUCAGCUUUGUAUUCUGCUGAAAAAAAACCCCAAAAAACUAUUUGUGCUUUGAUAAUUUUCUUUUUCCCUUUUCUUCCUUCCUUCCUUCCUUCCUUCCGUAAGUAGAUAAGGCAUUUUUAAUGGUUUUUAUUCCUGUUCUCCCCCACCUUUUUUAUGAUUCCCAUGUGUCCCCCCCCAUACUUCCCCCUCCGAGCAGGCAUCCAUGCUGGCAGUCGUGCAAAUGCUUCCUUGUGAAUUAACUUCCAAAAUGGUUGCUGAUACUAAUGCAGAGUGCCAGGCAAAAUACAUCAGGAAUGUGACCUCUUUUUUAAAAAAAAUAUUUUGCCUUCAGGUAAAUUAUUCUCAUCCUCACCAUUUUUAUGGACCUAUAAAUGUGUAUCAUUUGAAGAGUAUAUGUGUGAUUUUUGUAUUGUAAUUACUCUAUGGUGUGAAUACUGCAAAAAUAAAUAUAUUGUUAAAUUGGGUUGAGCACCAGCAUUCUAAGAUUACAGAUCUAUUUUCAAGGUUUUUAAGAGCACCACAAUGUAUCAAAUAAGCAGAUUGAAUUAGUGGUCUGUUUCAUAUCCUUCAAACUAUGUCUCCUAUUCAUAGAUGGUCUAAACCAGCGUUCCCCAAUUGGUGUUCCAUGGAACCCUGGGGUUCCGCGACAACACAAAUGGGGUUUUGCCAAAAUUUCUAAAAACAAAAUGUGAUCUCCCUGCUCAGCUCCCUUGCGCGCACAGCAGUGAUGCCGAAGCCGGAAUAUGAUGUUGCUCUGGCAUCACUAAGAGGUGUGCAAGGGAGCAGGGAGAUCACUGCUCCCUCGCCGCCAGCCGCUCAGGGACCGCACGAUCAGCCCAGCAGACCCAUUGGACCACAUGGACAUAGAUACUCCAUGCCAGCACUACCUAAGGUAAGGGGCUGGGGUGUGGGGUGUCUGGAGCUUCGCAUAUACAUUUUCCUCGGGAAACCUGUGCGGCUAGCUAAUAUCUUUGAUACAUUCAUGAUUUUUAGAAUUAUAAAAUACAUUGACUGUGUUGGAAUUCAAACACAAUCAAAAGAUAUACUGAGAGUAGUAUGGAUUUCUGAGAAUCUCACAGUCUCGCAAGAUCUUCAAUAUACCUCAGUGUUGUACUCUAGCGCAUGGCUGACUCCAUCGCUGACGUGGGUUGCUGGCAACUGUAGUGCCAGAAGAUGAAGGUGACAGGCAGGAAGAGCAUGGUAUGGGACAGGUUCAGGUAUGUGUAACUCUCCUAAUCCCGUACUUUUUGAGAAUUAUGCAAAGUCUCCAGAUGGUGACAGAAGAGCUUUUACAAUUUAUUUUGUCACCCAAAUUAUGUACAUUGUUUUAGCUUGGUGACUCCGUGUUCAAUUGUACAUUUAGCUCCCUGACACUUCAGAGGUAAUGUAAGCAAAUGUUUUUUAGAAAACAAAACUAUUUGUCUCUUCUCAGUAUCCGAUGGAUCCCCAGUUGACUGGGAAAGACGAUUGCAAUACAGUAAACAACUUAUUUUGGGCAGUUGUCUUAGUUAUGAUAAAAUGAUGAGGCUAUUAUUUCUAAUGGGGACUCAUUUUAGCUUGGUCACCCAAUAGAAUAAACACUGCUUCUUCAGCUUGCUGAAAAACUUUGUGUCUGAAGUCUGCCAUUAUUUCUGGUCAUUUAUAAAAGUGCUGAUUACAAUAGAAAGCUGUAGAGGCUUUCUUCUUCUCUUGGCACCUCUGAGCUAAUGGAUGUGGCAAGCGUGCUAAGCUAGUCUUGGUGGUCUUUGAUUCAUCUGUUGUAAAAUAUCAAUGGUUUCUGGGUUAGAAGAGUGUCUAUGUGACGCUGUUCAUGUUAGGUAGGUAUUUAAAUGAACAUUAUAGUCACCUAGACCACUUGAUCUCAAUGAAGUGUUCUGGGGUCAGUGCUCUUGUCAUUUUAAUUCUGCAGUGUAAAACAUUGAAGGUUUUUUUUAAGGUUUACAUUGUGGCCGUUAAUUCCACCUCUAGUUACUGUCUUCCUCCUCUGGAAUGAGAAAUUUGGGAAUGGACAAAAGCUUAGAGAACCUCAAUAGCUUGACCUGAUAGCAGCAUUUGAUUGGAGGAAUGCAGCAUUUAGUUUAGCCACGCAUGCGUACCUCCAAUUCAUUGCUUUGUAGGUGACGCAGGCAGCUGCAGCAGAGAAGUUCUGGUGUUGGGAAUAAGGUGAGUGAUUGUAGGCUAGCAUUGCUAAAUCUGAAAACAAAAACAACUUUAUCAUUUUAUUUAUUUUUCUUCUCGAAUUGAUAAUUCCAGUAUAGUGGAUAAAGAUAAAUAUAUAAUAGUAUUGGCUUGUGAACACAUCAUUGUAUGCUUAUAUUUGCAUAUUUGGGCAUCAUCCUAAAUUUGUAACUGGCAAGUCAAUGUGUUGUGUUACAUUAUAGCAUACAUAUUUUGAUCACACAUGGCCUUCUGAUGUGUAUGCCAAGUCCUAAACCUGUGUAAAUAACCUUUAGACUGUAGCAUGUGUUUUACCUUUUUAUUGUUAUACCAGUUCAAACCUUGGUUCAUGUUUCAUUCAGAGUAGGGACAGCUCAGUCAUUCCCCUUUCUGAGCUUUUUAGAGUUCAAAUGAGACCGGUAAUAAUAAAGUCUAUGCCUGUAAAACCUAUGUUUAAAAUGAUAGUUGGUGCUAUCAUUAUAUUUUAACAUUGACCCCAAAUCAGUAUUUGUCAUGCUCAAUGUUUUAUAUAUUUAAAGUAAAUUAUAUUGAUGUCUGUGAAAUUAUGUUUGCAGGCCAUAUUAACAGCAUAAGAGUAAAAUAUGUAGACCUAUAAACAUUGUUGAUAAGAUAAUGAUUUCCGAACACUGAGAUUACAUUUAUUCAUGUCUGUGCAGCAAUUACACAAUGUUUUUAUGUGAUCUUUGCCUGUUCAGUGUAUUUUUAACGUUCCAGCUCUAUUGUGAAAGUAGAGACUUGUAGAGACUAAUAAUGAGGCCUCACUUAAUUGUAAUAAACAUUUCAUGGUUUUGUGACAUUAUGACAAGUUAUUUUAGCUCUUGUUCCCUUAUACACCGACAUUAAAGGAACACUAAAGGGGGGGGAGGUGGCCCUGUCCCUUUUAUGUGCAAAAUGUAUAAACCAAAGUAGCAACAACAGUACAUUUAAACAAACAAGAAAUGGCUUUGAAAUCAUUUGUCAAGAUGUAAUCGGCAAUAAUUCUACGGACACACAAGAGAAAGUAAAAUCUCUCGUGUCCGUAGAAUUAUUGACUAUUACAUCUUGACAAAUGAUUUCAAAGCCAUCUCUUGUUUGUUUACAUAAUAUGACACAGAGAGGAGUAGAGGUAAUUCCUGCCCUUUUUAACCAUGCAAUGCAAAACCUUUCCAGCUACAGUGCUGCUUCUGCCGCACUCAGUGAGUGAAAUGGUGUGACGUGAUGCGGAAGCCUUUAGGAUUGUAUUGAAUACAAUGUUUUCCUAUGCUGAAGCUUGGAUGCACUUUGCUUUCUGCGCAUGUGCAUCAGGUAUCUAAUACUACUCCAUGAGGAGCAGUGGAUGAUGUCACGGGAGGCAGACAGGUGAGCAGCACUGAAGAAGCCGUUGCUGGAAAAAGGCAAGUAAAAUUCUUAGUUCUGAAACUAUUGGGAGGUUUGAAAUGGCUUCCAAUAAUUUCAGUGGGAGUCAGCUGCAAUCAUGCCACACAGUGUGAAUGCCCGAAUUGCAUAUUUAUGCCCGUUGUGUCCCUUCAAGAACACUGUAAUCCCUUUUGCUUACCAGUGUGAAGUGUUCUUUGUUUCCUAGUGGAUUGAGUGACUAAAGCAUUUUUUAAAUCCAGACUGGGCUGGGUGGAUUGUGUCAUUGUGUCGUGUUAAAAAAAUAAAUGAAGAAAAAUAUUUUCCAUUUUUAUAUGCAGUUAACAAAAUGCAUUUUCCUCUACCAAUUAGCUUAUCCAAAAUGAUGGAUGCAAUGAUGUAUAUGACUCAAGGCAGUUAGGCGCUGCCCUAUGUUGAGAACAUGUUAAUGGAAUUUGUUCAGAUACUGGGUCUUUUUUUGUGUUUUUUUUUUUGUUUGUUUUUUCUGUUCCAGACCUAAUUGUUUUUUUUCAUUUCUCCUGUUACUUUAAUCCUUAACACUAUUUAUUGUAUCUGUCAACAGUGAGUGAUUUUUGCCUCUGCUUGAAAGAGCAAGAAUACACUGUAACAAUAUAUUUAAAGACCCUAUGCUCACCAGAACAACUACAGCUUAAUGUAGUUGUUCUGGUGAGUAUAAUAGCUCACUUAAGGCAUUUUUAUGUAAACACUGUCUUUUCAGAAAAAAGGCAGUGUUUACAUUGCCCCUAGGGACACCUCCAAGUGCUUCCAGGCUCAGUCCUGCAUAGUAAGCAGCCCUGCCAUUCAGCGUCCCCACGCUUUGCAUGGAGACACUGAAUUUUCCACACAGAGAUGCAUUGAUUCAAUGCAAAUCUAUGAGGAGGUCCAGAUUGGCCAAAACUGCAUUUGGCCCCGCCCCUGUGCCGAUUUUACCCAAUCCAAUGCUUUGCCAUGGCUAAAAAUCGUCUGUUUUGAUCAUGUCACAAAGGGGGCGGUGCCAGCACUGGCAGACCCGCGCGACGCUGGAAAUAAGGUGAGUUUUAAAGGGUUAAGGGGGGGGCAAGCCACCGAUAUGGUGGGUUUAACACUAUAGGGUCAGGAAUACAUGUUUGUGUUCGUGACCCUAUAGUGAUCCUUUUAAGGUUUAAUUGCUAUGUAAAGUAAACCUAACCACAUUUAUCAUUUAAUAUAUCAGGUUCCUGCUCAUUUUGUAAAUCAAAAGAAACAAAUAUCUUUCUUGUGUUUUAAUAUUUACUUUGGAGCCUCAUAUGGUGCUGUGGAUUGGAUGAUGUGCCCACUGAUGCUGUCAGCAUACUCAUCCAACCUAAUCAGCUAUAAGGUGCAUGUCAUUUAUUCUAAAAUGAGAUGUCUGCAAAGAUACCUAGCAUAUUUAUUACUCCGUCGACCGUGAUCUUUAAUUAUUACUAACAUUUCACAGCUCUUUACAAUUAUUCAAUUCAGUAACAAUUCUUUGACAAACAAAGUAAUGUUGACAAAUAGGAUGGCCUUGUUUAACCCCUUAAGGACCAAACUUCUAGAAUAAAAGGGAAUCAUGACAUGUCACACAUGUCAUGUGUCCUUAAGGGGUUAAAUGAUCAUGUAACCUAGGAGGAAGUGAGGUAAAGGAAGUAGCCUGCACCUUUAGUUGGUUCCAGCUCAGAUACCAUUCUGUUUUGAGCUCAUCUUGUGUGUUACAAAAAGAACCAGGCCCAUUUGCACCCAAAAGGGCAGUCCAGAUCCAAAAUGCAGGCAGGCUCUCUUUGCAUGCAGCCCCAGACAAUAAUUUCAACCUUAGUCAGUGAGGUAUAGCGGAUACCCCUCUAAUCACCAUGAGCAAGGGGUCCAUGUCUGGCUUACCCUUUAAACUUGAGGAGAGCACAAAAACAAGGUGCAAGAGAGUACGGAGAACAACAGCCCUGAGCGAGGAUUUACCUUAAGCUAUGUUUAAAAAAAUAAAAAUGUUUUGAUAUUCUUUAUUUUUGGAGUGCAUUGGAUAUAAAUCAAAAUUACGUAGACACUGCUAGUAAGACAGAAACAGCCUAAAGCAUAGGUAUAUCAUGCGGUGUGGAGGAUACUACACUUUUUUUUCUCAACAAGAGAAACCUCAAAAACACAGUUUGAUGUGGGUAAGACAAUGGUAGAAACUGGCACUGUAAAUAAGUUACAAGACUUGUAUAAACCCCUGGGUUUGAAGGUUAAACUCAUGGCAAAAGCUUAAUUAGGAGAUAAAAAAACAGAAAAGAACAAUAAAUAAUGCAAGUAUGUUAAUUAAUACAAUCCCCAGGCUUCAGGCAAUGAUUGAGUCACCAACUACGGAAGUCGAUACCCAGCCUUGACCAGCCACCUCCACUGUGCCAAAGCACACAAGCAGCACAGGAAUCUCCUCCAUAGGCAGACCUACUGAUCCCCAGCCAGGGCUCUCUUCCGCCAACUGCAGAUGUCAUGUCGCCGCUGACAUGAGUGAUAGGCUUCUCUGGUAACAAGCCAGGCUGUAGCAAGUGUGGAAGCCAGCACUCAUCCAGGAACACGUGUGAGAGAUCCAUCCAAACCUCACAGGCCAUCUUGACGGACCUUGGGGGCUGGAACACGGCCUGCAGGAGUAAAGGUGAGAGCCCUCUUUCGGAGAGCUUCACCCAGAAAGUUGCACAAACACUGUCACAAUUCAAGAGGAGCGAAUCCUCGAGCAAGGAUGACUGUGCAAAAAGUGCAUCCAGCUGAACCAGAGGCUUGAGGCCAUUUUGAGAGCCAGGUCUCAACCCUCUAAUUCAGCUGCAGGAUGGAAUUCUGCCAGUACACCAGUGUGGACUUGGAUAUAUCCCGCUGGUUUAGAAAGGGGUAGGGGAUAAUAGGGCCUUAGGCGAGUAUAGUCCAGAUCAAGGCUGAGGAGGGGCUGCAGGAAAGCAGAUCAUGGGCUGUGAACACCAGCUGCUAGCUUAAAGCUAUUAGAUAAUCAGCAGAGAACUAUCUGGGGUUUCAUGCAGUAGUGGUGAGUUUUAGACUCUUAGUGUUGAUUCCCCUGAGGAACUCCAGCACCAUGCGACCGCCUGAUCUCUAAGCUUUUGUCCUUUCUCAGAGCCCUCCUAGUCUGUUUAUUGCAGUGCAUUAACUUGGCUCUCCCCAAGUGCAAAUGGGUAACACAGAUGUGAACCAGACAUGCUGACUGUGCAUAGGUAUCGGCUACAUGUCGCAGAUAAGCCACAAAAAAGACCACAAUGUUCUUCCGGGGCAGCUGUAUCUCUCGUUUACAAAGUACUUGCCAUCACUUUUUGGUUCUGGAAUGUCCUUAGGGUGUGAGGAGUUUGAUAUGCAAUAGUAUAGGUUCACUCUGUAAUAGCACAUUUGAGCAAAAACUAUUUUGAGACAUGAGCGGGGAUUUACUGAAUGGCAAGCUACAGAGUUUCUCUAAGCCUUUGUCUGUUCUCAUAUUACCUGUAUUUGUUGCAUAGGAACACAAUGGGAACAAUGUGCUAGAGACAGGUAGAGAUUGACAAGUACGAUGCCUGUGAAAAAAUUUAGCUUCAGUUGAAGUGGAAGUUAAAGUGUAAGUUGAUUGUCAAUUGGAAAAAAAAAUACAUAUGUACUUUUGUUAAGAAAGUAAUGUGUAUAACUAAGCAUAUUUAUAAUUUUAUCUUUCCAUCCCCAUUGUUCUACGAAUAGGACUCCAAAGGUAAUUUCUGGAUGGGUUCACUCCUUCUGGUGUAGGCUAAAAGCAAUUCGAUUUGCAUGAAGUGGCUCAAACAAACUUUUGCACAAGUCAAGUGCGAGCCUGCACCGUCUGACGUAGCAACAGUCUGGUAACUCACUGGGAGUCCUCUGCUUUUCAGUGUAUUAUGCUAUUGCCAAAAAAACACCCCCCUUUGCAGGGCAUUUCUACCUAUGCAAGAGGACACUUCCACCAUUGGCUACUUAGUAAGACUUGCACACUGUGAUGAUACCUCUUUUUUUGCGACAUACAGUUGUGCUCAAAGUUUGCAUACUCUUGGAGAAUUGGUAAUAUAUGUACCACUUUUAAAGAAAACAUGAGUGAGCAGGCUAAACCUAUUUCUUUUAUUUCUUAUGGGAUUCAUAUUCAACUGUAGGUUAUAACAGAAUGGCACAAUCCUAAAACAAAACAUGACGAUAAAGAAAAAAAUGAAAUGACCCCUAUUAAAAAGUCUGCAUACCCUUCAUUCUUAAUACUGUGUAUUGCCCCCUUUAGCAUCAAUGACAGUGUGAGUCUUUUGUAAUGGUUGUCAAUGAGGCCCCUAAUUCUUGCAUGUGGUAUAGCUGUCCACUAGUCUUGGCAAAAUGCCUCCAGGUCUUGCAAAGACUUUUGGUUGUCUUGCAUGAACCGCACGUUUGAGAUUUCCCCAGAGUGGCCCAAUGAUAUUAAGGUCAGGUGACUGUGAUAACCACUCCAGAACCUGCACCUUUUUCUGCUGUAACCAUUAGAGGGUCAACUUGGCCUUUGUUUAGGGUCAUUGUCAUGCACAGCCUUUUGCAAAAGAAGGCAAAUUGUCUGCCAGUAUUUUCUGAUAACAUGCUGCAUUCAUCUUGCCAUCAAUUGUCACAAGAUGUCCCUGCGUAAUGGCUCACUGCUGCAAGUUCAACAUCACAUCCACCAAGGAAGAAAAGGAAGCAACAGAGAGUAACAUGGUUCACCAUGCUAGCACAUGGCGUCUGCACAUCUGCUCUGCAGCACAGCCAAGAAGGAACAGAGAGGAAUGGAGAAAGGGGGGAGUGGUCAUCUCUCUCCUGACUUGUAAAGGUAUUGAAUUACCCAGUUACCAUUUCAAAAGGUAAAGCUUAUCCCACUGUACAUUAGCUUGGUCACGUGAUCCCUGGUCACCAUAUUAGUUUGAUGAGAGAAUGUCACCACACCUGCAUUUAGAGCUCACCUCCCCCCGCCCAAAAAAAAACAUCAGUGAGCCACCACCAUGCUUCACAGUGGGGAUAGUAUUCUUUUCACUAUAGGCCUUGUUGACCCCUCUCCAAACAUAGCACUUAUGGUUAUGACCAUAAAGCUCUAUUUUGCUCUUGUCACGCCAAAUUACAGUGUGCCAGAAGCUGUGAGGCGUGUCAAGGUGUUGUCGGGCAUAUUGUAACUGGGCUUUUUUUGUGGCAUUGGCACAGUAAAGGCUUCUUUCUGCCAACUCCACCAUGCAGCUCAUAGUAUCGUUGUAUUGUGUUCCAGAGCAGCCUAUAUUUCUCCUGAGGUUACCUGUGGAUUUUUCUUUGUAUCCCGAACAAUUCUUCUGGCUAUUGUGGCUGAAAUCUUUCUUGAUCUACCUGACCUUGCCUUGCUAUCAAGAGAUCCCCAAAUUUUCAAUUUCUUAAUAAGGGAUUGAACAGUACUGACUGGCAUUUUCUAAGCUUUGAAUAUCUUUUAAUAUCCUUUUUCAUCUUUAUAAAGUUCCAUUACCUUGUUGCACAGGUCUUUUCACAGUUCUUUUCUGCUCCCCAUGACUCAGUAUGUAGCCUGAUCAGUGCAUCCACGUGAGAGCUAACAAACUCAUUGAGUAUUUACACAGAGACACUAAUUGCAAUUUUAAAAAGCCACAGGUGUUUGAAAUUAACCUUUAAUAGCCAUUUAAUAGUCACUUUGUGUGUAUGUAACAAGACCACUCAUUCAAGGGUAUGUAAACUUUUGAUCAGAGCCAUUUGGGUGAUAUCUGUUAUCAUUAUGAUUUAAAAAGGAACCAAAAAACUAUAUGAUAAUAAAUGGCUUCACAUGAUCACUAUCCUUCAAUAAAUUACUUUGAUUUAAUUUUUUUUUUUCUUUGCAUGAUCCGUCAUAUUUCUGCCAGGUUAUGCAAACUUUUGAGCCCAACUGUAGCUCCUUCCCUUACCCCUCUCAUACCUCUGUAUAUUAGGUGAUAUCAUAUGUGAUGGGGUUCCAAUUAUAGAGGGAGUAGAGUCUUAUUUACAUAUUGUGCGAAUUACAAGCAUAUGCACAGUUUAAAUUUAUUUGUGCCCAAUGCUUAGUCGAAGUGUGUAUGUAAGCCAUAUCCUGGAUUGAAAGAAAAUGUUAUGUGAGUUUAUAAUAUGUUAGUUUUCCAGAAAUGUACCUAAUAAAUUAUUGAUCAAUAUACUACAUAUUCACUCUAAGAUUCAGAGUGGUCUACAAUAAAUUAACCAUUAGGGAACAACAAAUUCUCUAUAUUUUGUUAUAAAGGAAAUGGAUCCUAUAUUUCUCUUCCAUUUAAUUUUCAUAUUUGAAGAGUAGAAGUAUAUAAACCAUUUUAAUUUAAUCUUGCAUUACAAAUUAGACACGGAUGGCUUAUUAAAUACAUAUUGCUCAUCUUUCAAAAUGAAUCAGUCCUAUCACACAACCAUGCACAUUGCAUGUUUUGACAAUUAGUUGAUAUUGCAUUCCCUUGUCUUGUUAGACACUUAUUUGAUUAGUGACACUACCAACAAAAAGGACUGAUAGAUAAAUUAAUGUGAAAGCUGUGUUAAAUCUACUUCUGCUUGUUCCCAACCGCACUCAUUUUCAGGGACCGAGGAUAUGAGUUUUCUCUACUGGUUACAGAAGGAAAUAGUGUUUUUACACAUAGCAACAGGACUUUUCGAUUUACAUUAUUGAUUGUGCGGAUGUGGCCUGCUUUUGGUUGCAUAGUGAUGAGAAAGGAGCAGUGCGUGUGGGGAAAAAAAGGAAAAACAAUACAACGGUUUUAACAUCAAAAUGAAAAGCUGGCAAGAUUGUAACCUUGCAAAAAACAAUAUGUGUGCACAAACCACAGUGCAAUAAGUGCUCAACAGAUAAAUAGCAGAAAAAAACCUCCCUGAACCAGGUAGGAUUUCCCCGAAGACUUCCUCCUGUCUUCAACAGAACAUGUAUAGCAAAAAAGGGGAUGAUCUGCUAAACAAAUGACAAGAACAGUGCAUAGCGCAUAACUGUGUGUAUGAGUAAACCAAAUGUGUAGUUUUCAAAUGGCCACUCACACUUUCGUUGAAAUAAGAAUGCCUUGAAAAUAAAUUGCUCUUUUCAGCAAGAUAAAUUGCUCUUUUCAGCAUAAAUGCCCUUCCAGGAAUGAUUCUUCCACCACUUUUAAACUCUCAUGGAACAGUUAAAAGGUGUGUGCUCAAAGAAAAAAACAGAACUUGUAGUACAUAUUUAAAAAUGUAGAAAAAAUAAUUUAAUCACUUACAUCUAAAUAUAAAACAAUGGAUGUAAUCUCACUGUCACCACCAGGGGUCCUACGCGUUUCGUCCGUAUGUAGGACUUCCUCAGGGACUUCAGUGACCAGAAAUGACAGCAUACAAGUGAACAAUAAACAACCCUUCCCUUCUCCACCCUUUAUACCUCCCCCAAUGUCCACAAAACUCUUCAUCCAAAUCAGGUGCUUGAAUUUUCAGUUCGGUGGCCGAUGUCUAUGACGUCAUCCUCAUGCGUCCGUCGAUUUCGCAUGCGUUCCACCAUGCGUUCCACUGCCGAAACCCGGAAGUGCUUUAUGCCUUCUAUGUAUGAAUCACGUAUUUCUAUUCCAAGUCUCUCUCAUUAGAGGCAGAUUUAAUAUACAUGGACCGGAGGCAAGAAGAAAGGGGGGGGAAAGGGAAAGGGAGGAUUAUACACUUCAAAUAGUACUACAAGAUUCCAGAUAUAUAUAACUAUCACAGCCUAAUUAUACUUAAUCACAAUAAAACUAUAUACACUAUAUAAUAUAUGUGCACAUAGAUCAAAUUAAAAUCAAAUAAAGAUAUAUAAUAUUAAAUAAACAAACUAACAUAACAAAAAUAAAUAAAUAAAAAAGCAAAAUAAAAAUAAAAAUAAAAAAUAAAAAUAAAUAUAAAUAUAAAAUCAUAAUUGUAAAAAUAUAUAAUAAGAAAUAAAGAUAAAAAUAAAAAUAAAAAUAGAGCACACACACUUAUAAGGUGGACAAAACGUGAUAUCCCAAUUUAUGUUGCAUUUUUUCAAAUAUUCCAUAAGAUAUAAAGUAUCCAUACAUUAUUAUUUUUCUCCUCUUUUUUUCCUUUAAUGGAAGCGAACCUGGUCCUAUGGAAACGUUUUAUUGAUGACGUUAUAAUGAUUUGGCAAGGAUCACAUAAAGAACUGCAGUUAUUUUUGGAUUACAUCGGCAAUAAUGACUAUGGCUUAAAAUUCACUUGUGAGAUAGACCCCAUUACAAUUAAUUUUUUAGAUGUCUGCUUCUUUGUUGAAAAUCAGACUGUACAGUCCAAAUGUUAUUUUAAAAAAACUGAUGGUAACAGUUACAUACAUAGAAAGAGUUGUCACCAUGAUAAAUGGUUGGAGACUAUCCCAAGAAGCCAACUAACAAGAAUACGACGAAACUGCUCAAGAGAUAUAGAUUACCAUGAACAUAGCAGAAACUGCUAUGUUUACAUAUGGGUAAAUCCAGCCUCCAGUGGCUGUCUCAUUGACAACCGCUAGAGGCGCUUCUGUGCUUCACACUGUGAUUUUCACAGUGAGAAGACGCCAGCAUCCAUAGGAAAGCAUUGAGAAUGCUUUCCUAUGAACGGACUGACUGACUGCGCAUGCGCAUUCAGCCGAUGACGUCCAAAGGAGGAGGAGAGUCCCCAGUGCCGGGGGAGCUCGGCGCUGGAGAAAGGUAAAUGUUUAACCCCUUCCUCCAACUUCAGCCCCGCGGGAGGGGGGCCAUGAAGGUGGGGGCACCCUCAGGGCACUAUAGUUCCAGGAAAACGAGUUUGUUAUCCUAGCACUAUAGUGGUCCUUUUAAGGUGCAUGAAUUAAAAAAAGUAUUUUCAGUUAUCUAUAAAUAGAAGUCGAUUUUAGACUUGUCAGAUGCAAAGACAGUGAUAUUUUGGCCUUUUUGUUUUUAGGACAUGUCACAUUACUGGGAUUAACUUGAGUCAGGUCUUGCCAAUGUCACAAGACCAGUUGGCCAGCUUGAAGCAGACCGCUUAUUAAGGGUUUGUAUCACCUUGAGCAGAUGUUUGUAGGUGUCCAUCUGUUUAGCUGAGCAAUGCCUUUUUUUUUUUUUUCUUUUUUUUUUUUCAAAUACCUAGCCAGAGGAGAAAGGAGAUAAGUUGGAGGGAGGUGGGGAAAUAUGAUGUACAAUAGAAUACUAACCAUUUCACACACACACAAACAAAAAAACAUUCAAAUGCAGUUUAAAAAAACAAACAAAAAAAAACAUUAAAAACUUGAUAUCUAAACCUUCAAGAAAGGCGUAAUGAGAUUACCGUAUGUGUAAUGAGCAGCGUUCACAGAAAGGAGUAUGCAGUGAUGUUUUUCUUUCAUUGCACGUGUGCUUGACCUGUACAAGUAAAUACUUUCAAAAUAUCCUUCAAUUAGUAACUUGUGACCCACAUUCUGCUGUCCCUGAUCACUCCUCAAAAAUGUCCUACUUUUCCAGUUUACAAUACAAAAAAUGUAGCCACAACUUACUUAAAUGUGCGUUAUAUCUAUACACUCGGUAAAAGAUUCAUUGGCCGUUUUAAUGAGCGAAGGGGCAUGCUUUGGAGACUUAGCACCCUCCCUCAAACUGUAAAAAAUAAAUAUUUAGGGUAUCUCUCUGCACCACUACACCACUAUAUAUAUAUUCUAAUUCUUCUUUUUUUUUAAUUUUUUUUUUAGGGUAAUUACAUGCACAUGGACACGCAUACAUAGACCAGAAAAAAUGGGAAUUGGAGGUACACCUAGAACAUGCAUUUCUGAGUAGUGGUGCUGUAUUUUACACAUACACAGACAUGCAUUGAUACAAAUACAUUGAGGCUCCUAAAGAAACACAUGUGGACACAUAAACACAGACUCACACAUACAAACACAACACUUGUGAGUAAGGUACCAAUAGGCAGGUUCCUGCUCUGGCAACAGGGGGGUACACUGCACUGCCUUCUGCCUGUCACUCAAGAUGGACCACAUCGAAUCUUAUUACGCCACUGAAUAAGCGUUUCCAGGACCAACUUGCAUAACACGCAUUUGCUAUUCUCUCACCUUUAACCCCUUAAGGACCAAACUUCUGGAAGAAAAGGGAAUCAUGACAUGUCACACAUGUCGUGUCCUUAAGGGGUUAAAGAAGACCUUCUUGUGCUGAGUUUUGUUUUCCAAGGACAAAUCAUUUUGAAGGACAUGUGUAGAUUAUAAUUGUGGCAAACCUAGCCACUUGGACUAAACAGAGACAAUAUGUUUUUAAGGGUUGCCUGUAUCUUUAAUACCAUUGUAUAUGUGCCUGGUUGUAAUCUGCUGUAUCCUGUAUGCUGUAUGGCUUGUAUUGGCUAUCGGCCGAAAGCAGAUAGUCAUUUUCUAUUUCAUUUCACGAACGGCACCUUUGCGAGCUGUUCGUGAACUGAAUGAACUAUCUGUUAAUAGCCCACACACUAAGGGACGUGUGGCGCUUGUUAAUUAGAGGCUCUUCUAGGUGGCCGACGUUCGGCUACCGACCACGCGGCGGUCGCCAUCUUGGAUCCUUUGUUCCCCAGCGGUGUUUGGUCAUCGAGCGCAUGGAACUGAAAACAGCUACUCGACGGCGUGAACACCGCUGGGCUCCCAGACCGUUCGGGAGUCCCGGGCCGUUCAGUAGUUUGGUUCACCACUAUCAAUUGGUACUUUUAACCUGUGUUAUAAAUAAUGUGUUUUUCGGGCGGCGUUCGGUUGUUUUAGCUGGGAUCUGAGCGGUAUUCUCACAAACUGUGUGCUCAGACCCCAGCUAUCUACCGAACGUCCAUUUGUGUAAAUCGACUAAGUAUUAAAGAAGUUAUACAUUUUUAAAGUAAAUUGCCGGUUCUACUGCACGGAGGGAUAAUCCACUUAACGGUACAUUCCAGUGGGAGUAUCCCUCUCGUGCAGCAGUGUCUGAUGGGAGAAAUGCCCAGAAUGUGAAGCCCCCCAUGUAGUCCCCUACUGUUACCCCUGUUAAGUCAGUGUGGAAACCCCUUGCAUGGGGACUUGCAAAAAUACUGGAACUGCAAAUAAAGACCUCCCAGAACUGUGUUUCGUCCAGUUACUGGGGGAUUUGGGAUAUUGUCUUGCUUUUCAGCGCUGACUGUGGAUUACUGUAUGUACUAGUGGAAUUCGUGGGAUUUAAUAUUGCCGGUCCGCUACAAUUAUUAUUAUUAUUAUUAUUAUUAUUAUUAUUAUUAUUAUUAUUAUUACUGGUAUUUAUAUAGCGCCAGCAUAGUCCGCAGCGCUUUACAAUAUUAUCAAAGCGGGAGAUUUAACAAUAAAUUAGACAAUUACAAAAACUUAGAGGAACAAUAGGUUGAAGAGGGCCCUGCUCAAACGAACUUAAAUCUAUAGGAGGUGGGGCAAAAAACACAACCAGACAGGAGGUAGCAAUCAAACAAGGUGGAGUGAAGCAGAGCUGGAGGAGAGAGUAAAGUGAUGCCCUAUAGGAGAGAGCAAGGGACAGGUAUGUGAGGUAGAGGUUACUCUGGGAUGCCAUAAGCUUUCCUAAAGAGAUGGGUUUUGAUGCAUUUCUUAAAAGAUUGAAGACUAGGGGAGAGCUUGAUGGUCGUAGGCACUCCUGCAAGCGUGAGUUGGCCGUACGGGUGCGAGCAGCAGACAGGAGAAGAUCAUGGGCAGAGUGGAGAGACCGAAAAGGGGCAUACCUGCGGAUCAGAUAUAGGAGGGGCUAGAAUUGGUCAGUGCUUUAUAGGUGUGGAUUAGUACCUUGAAUUGACUCCUAUAGGAUACAGGAAGCCAAUGUAAGGACUGACAGAGGGGAGUGAAGCGACAGGAGAGGAAAAUCCGUCUAGCUGCAGCAUUCAUUACUGACUGUAGCGGGGCAAUACGACUUGUGGGAAGACUUAUUAGGAGAGAGUUACAAUAAUCCAUGCGAGAGAUUACUAGAGCAUGGACAAGCAUCUUGUCGGAUGCGAGCUAUGUUUUUAAGAUGGAAUCUACAGGAUUUGGUAACAGACUGGAUGUGAGGUUUAAAUGUGAGGACAGAGUAAAGUAGGACGCCAAGACUGCUCGCUUGCAAGGAUGGACUAAUGUGGGUACCACUAACUUGAAGGGAGAGAAGAGGAUCAGUAUUAGGGGGAGUAAAGACCAGGAGCUCAGUUUUAGAGAGAUUGAGUUUCAAAAAUUGGGGGGUGGGGGGGAAUCGGGUAAUAAGUUUGCCAAGAGAGGCAGUAUAAAGAGAAAAUAGAAGGGGACCAAGUACAGAGCCUUGCGGUACUCAAACAGAGAUCGGACGAUGGGAGGUGGUAUCGUUGGAAAAGAAGACACUGCAUAAGCGUUGAGAGAGAGAGAGAGAGGAGGAAAACCAGAGAGAGGACAGUGUCACAGAGACCGAGUGAUUGAAGAGUUUGGAGAAGGAGAACAUAGUCAACAGUGUCAAAGGCAGCAUACAGGUCAAGAAGGAUUAGUAUGGAGUAGUGCCCUUUGGAUUUAGCAGUGAUUAGGUCAUUAGUGACUUUCAUAAGAGCAGUCUCAGUAGAGUGUAGAGGGCGGAAGCUAGACUGAAGAAGGUCAAGGAGAGAGUCGGAAUUAAGGAAGCAAGUCAGACGGGUAAAUAAGUCUUUCCAGAAGCUUUGAGAAAGAAGGGAGCAGGAAUAUGGGAUGAUGGUUAGGGGAGGAUGGAUCAAGAGAUGGUUUAUUUUAAGAUGGGUACUACAGUAGCGUGUUUAAGGCCAGCAGGGACAACAUCAGAGGAGAGAGAGCAGUUGAAGAUGUGUGUUAAGAAAAGCACAAGUCAGGGGGAGAGAGAUCUGAUCAGGUGAGACGGGACAGGAUCAAGCGGACGAGAGGAAAGGAGAAGCGCAGCCACCUUUUGUUCAGUAGCCUGGGAGAAAGUCUGAAGGGUGGGAAAAGCAUGAUCUACGUGUGGUUGAGAAAGAGAACGGUAAGGUGGGGAGAAUUCUUUCAUUAGCUGUUCAAUCUUGUCGGUAAAGGCUAGUUUGGGGGUGGCUACAGCAGGACAAAGAAGGGAGUUAAAGGUAUUAAAGAGACGCCUGGAAUUGCAUGCGCUAAUGAGGGAGGAAAAGUAUCACUGUUUGGCAAGGGCUGUGCUGUAUGAACACAACAUCAAUUUGUAGUGGAGGAAGUCUGACUGAGUGCGUGACUUCCUCCAGCAGCGUUCAACAGAACUGGAGCAUCUCUGCAGGUAGCAUGUUGAUUUAGUGUGCCACGGUUGGGGGAAUGUUCUCCUCAAGAUGCAUGUUUUGAGCGGGGCUGCAAAGUCCAGGGCAGAGGUGAGGGUAGUGUUAUAUGAGGAGAUAGCCAGUGAGGAACAGGAGAAAGUAGGGAUGGAUAGAAGUUGGAAAUCAAUAUUAGCUGAUCGCUGCUGGAGGUCAAUAUAAUCAGAUUUCUUCUUGGUUGAGGGGGGUUAGGUUGAGAAUAGGUGGGAUAGGGUUCCUUUGAAAACAAAUGAUAAGAGGUGGUAAGGUGGUGAUCGGAGAGAGGAAAUGGAGUGUUGCAGAGAUUAGCGAUUGUACAUUCAUGAGCGAAAAUAAGAUCAAGGGUAUUGACAGCUACAUGGGUAGGGGACUUAGCCCACUGCGAUAGCCCAAGGGAGAAUCAUUGAACGUAGUCUUGAGGCUACUGAGGACAAGGGUAGGUUAAUGGGAAUGUUGAAGUCCCCAAUAAUAUAGGUCUUGGAACUAGUGUUGCAUAUGAGCUAAACCUAGCUUAAGAAGUAUGUGGGGAUUCACCAGCAUGCUUUUGAGUUUUUGUCUAUUCUGUGUUUUGAUAUAAUGCCUCUGCAUUCACUAGUGUUGGAACAUAUUCACUUCCUCAUACACCUGCUGCUUGGUCAUCCACCUUCUGACUUGGCAAUAAGUACUUUAGUCAUUGUCCAAGUAUUCUAUUUAUUACAGAAACAUUUCUGAAUCCAGCCGAUACUGAUUGCAAAAUACACCCAGGAACAAAAUUUGUCAACAGAAUUUAUGGAGUCUAAGAAUAGCAUUAAAUAAACCAGUACUGACACAGAUCCUGAUUGAAAUUCAAUUCCUUCAGCAUUACGUCUGCAUUUCCAACAUGUUGCUAUAAAGUUUCUGCUUUUAUUUUAUGUAUGAUUGUUGCGAUAGUCAAAUAUAAACUUCGUAUUUACGCUAAGAAUUUGGAAAAUUAAAAUACUUUUUUUUUUCUCUCUCGAGCUUUGUCUUAUCUAACAUACAUCAAUUGUAGUGUUAUAUAAGUGUAACUCUGCACACAGCACAAAAUAGAAAAGGGCUCAAGUGUAAAAGUAAAAGUGUAAAAGUGGCCACAAUAUUAUCGGGACCAGGGCCGGCCUUAGGUGUUCAGGCGCCCUGUGCGAAACAAUCUUGUGGCGCCCCCCCCCUCACCUGUCUCUGUUUGGACCCCUUCAAACUAUUUUAGGAGCAUUCACAAUCUGUUGCCUCCACCCCCUUCUACAAAACCACUGCACCUCUUAACCAAAAUCCCUGGCCAGAUCUUCACCAAGCCCCUGGCCACCACUUCAUCAAACUCCUGGCCACCCCUUCCUCUUCAUCAAUGCCCUGGCCAUCCCUUCGUCAAACUCCUAGCCACCCCUUACCCUUCAUCAAUCCCCUCCCACCCCUUUAUCAAUUCCUGCCACCCCUUCAUCAGUCCCCUGCCCCUCUCAUCAAUUCCCUCCCACCCUUUACUCAGCCCUCUGCCCCUAUUCAUCAGCCGCCUGACCCCCUAAUCAAUCCCCUCCCCCCCCUUUAACAGCCCUCUGCCCCAUUCAUCAGUCCCCUGACCCCCUCACCAAUCCCCUCCCCCUUUUAUCAGCCCCCUGACCCCCUCAUCAGUACCCUCCCACCCCUAUCACCCACCUGCCCCCCUUUAAUCAGUCCCAUGCCCCCCUUUUCAGUUUCCUGCCACCCUUUAUCAGCCCCCUUAAUAAAUCCCCUGCCAAUUAAUGCAAUCCAUGCCACCCCUUCAUCAGUCCCCUGCCCCCCUUAAUUACCCUGUCACCAUGCCCAGUCCCCUGCCCCCCUUAAUUAGACCCAGUGUCACCCAUAGCCAGUCCCAGUCCCCUGCCCCCCUUAAUUAGACCCAGUGUCACCCAUAGCCAGUCCCAGUCCCCUGCCCCCCUUAAUUAGACCCAGUGUCACCCAUAGCCAGUCCCAGUCCCCUGCCCCCCUUAAUUAGACCCAGUGUCACCCAUAGCCAGUCCCAGUCCCCUGCCCCCCUUAAUUAGACCCAGUGUCACCCAUAGCCAGUCCCAGUCCCCUGCCCCCCUUAAUUAGACCCAGUGUCACCCAUAGCCAGUCCCAGUCCCCUGCCCCCCUUAAUUAGACCCAGUGUCACCCAUAGCCAGUCCCAGUCCCCUGCCCCCCUUAAUUAGACCCAGUGUCACCCAUAGCCAGUCCCAGUCCCCUGCCCCCCUUAAUUAGACCCAGUGUCACCCAUAGCCAGUCCCAGUCCCCUGCCCCCCUUAAUUAGACCCAGUGUCACCCAUAGCCAGUCCCAGUCCCCUGCCCUUAAUUAGACCCAGUGUCACCCUUAUCUAGUCCCCUGCCCCCCUUAAUUAGACCCAGUGCCACUCUUAUCUAGUCCCCUGCCCCCCUUAAUUAGACCCAGUGCCACCCUUAUCUAGUCCCCUGCCCCCCUUAAUUAGACCCAGUGCACCCUUAUCUAGUCCCCUGCCCCCCUUAAUUAGACCCUGCCCCAUUUAAUGAAAGAUGUUUGGCUUAAAAAUAAAUAAGGUACUUACUUUGAAGGCUGCUGCUCCCUCCCUGUCUGCAGAGCACCGGCCGCCGCCCUCACACAUGGAGCGGAUCCCUCUGCGGCUCUCUGUGAAGGUGCAGCACUUGGACGCUGCGCCUGCGCCCCAAGCUCCUCCUCCACGCUCCGGAAACUGACCGCGGCUCAGCUCUCACACAAUCUCGGGCCGGCCAGUGACAGAGCAACUGCGAGCUGUGUCGGCCGCCCGGCGCCCCUGUUGCCAUGGCGCCCUGUGCGGCCGCACAGCUCGCACACCCCAAAGGCCGGCCCUGAUCGGGACAGAAAUCUAAAGAAUCUAAAAAUGUGUGUUGGGGCAAAGUGCUACCUAAUCACUUUGGAAACUAACAGAAUGAUUCUUGACAUUUUGAACUAGGUGGGAAGGAAUGAAUAUAUGAACCGUUCUUUUCCUGGGAUAAUGCCUGCAAAAUUGACAUGUUGAUGGAUUCUAGAAUUGGAUUACUGUAUGCAAGGAUACAGCUCCAAAUUUUACACUCAUUGUUAAUGGACAUACGUAGAGUAGUCUACGUAGAGCAAUUUAUACUUUGACUUUUGGUGAGAUUAAAUUAGAUUUGAUUGUAAGAAGAUUCUGAAGACUAGUUACCAAUUCUAAAUAAAUUUAUGGGCAGAAAACAAACCACUUAUUUAAAGGACCACUAUAGGCACCCAGACCACUUCAGCUUAAUGAAGUGGUCUGGGUGCCAGGUCCAUCUAGGAUUAACCCUUUCUGCUAUGGGUUAGUCCAGCCUCUAGUGGCUGUCUCAUUGACAGCCGCUAGAGGCAUUUCCGCGCUUCUCACUUUGAUUUUCACAGUGAGAAGACGCCAGCGUAAAUAGGAAAGCAUUGAGAAUGCUUUCCGAUGAGACUGGCUGAAUGUGCGCGCAUGCACAUUCAGCCGAUGAUGGGGAAAGGAGGCGGAGAGUCCCCAGCGACGAGGGAGCCCGGCGGUGGAGAAAAGGUGAGUUUUUAACCCCUUCCUCACCCUAGAGCCCGGCGGGAGGGGGACCCUAAGGGUGGGGGGACCUAGAGACCCUAUAGUGCUAGGAAAACGAGUAUAUAGUGGUCCUUUAAGAUGGAUAUAAAAUAAACAUUCCGUUCUGUAUCUAUAAUUUUUUAAUUGAGUAGGACACAAAAUCCUAUUCCACUUUCAGAUUUAGUUCUAUUGUCAGUGACUUGAGAAUACUUCGUGAGCAGUAUAUGGAGCAUAAUUACAGAGUACCAAUCCAAUCCAUAGUGAGAAGGAAACUUUAUGAAAUGAAUGAUAUGCCAUCUCAGACUCCAGAUAUGACAUUUUAAAUAAUUUACAUUUAAUAUUAUGUUUCAAUUUAUAUAUGAUUUUGAUCAUGUAUCCAUGAAAUACUUUUUCCUUGACAGUUUCUUUUACAUAUAGAUUACGGAGUAUAAUAAACAUUAGAUUGUUAUAAUCUUAGUUACGAAUACAGUAAGUGUCAUCUCUGUCUCCUUUAAUUAAUAAAGAAUGAGCUCAGCUGGUUGUAUAUUUCCAGAACUCAUUAUCGGUAAUUGCACAUUUAAUUGGAGAGUUUAUAAAAUGUGGCAAAUUUAGGAGUAUUAUCUAACCAGACCAGUUCUGUACAAGCGGGAGCAGAUUGUCACCUAAUCCAGUAAUUCCCAGUUGUUUAACAAAGUUAAUUGAUGCUUUGGGAAUGAAAAACAGUGCGUGGUGAGAAGCCAUAUUUCCCGAUUACAACCCAGUUCUUUAAAUGUCUAAAGCUCCACUAAUGUCUCAGUUGGUGGUAGAAAAAAAAAAAAAAGAAAAAGAGAAAGGGCCUCUAUGUGGGUUUCUGAGAGAGAAGUUAACACUGGUCAGAAAGGCUUUUUCAAAGAUGGUCCUCACGUUUAUGGCACAGAGCUCUGUAGCUGAUUACUUUACAUGGAUAGGAAUCAAUCUAUUAUUUCUUUGUGAAAUGCUUUAGCCUGAAGCCUACUGUUCCGAGGUGUCUAGAAGCAACAUUACAUUUAUACAUCUGCUCUAGGUAUUGUGGUCCAUUAUGAUGGGUUGGAUUGUGGACAAUGGUGAGGCAUUAGGAUGUGCAGUGUUUAGUGGGAGACAGUGUAGUUCACCUGAUAUGUGACUGAACAUUUGUUUCACCUUAAUGAUGAGUGCUAGACUAUUCUGUAUGAACAAAGCUCAUAAUUUAUGUAUAAAGUAUUCUUUUCAUCUAAACAAGAGUAUCAGUAGCAUUAUAACUGUUUUGAAAUCAUUUGGGUCCAACCGAUUAAAAUCUAAACAAAAAUGGAUUGCAUUAAAGGACAAGGAUGAUCUAAAUGUAUGUUAUUCCAAGUGAAAACUAUAUCUAAAUGACAACUAGGAUUUCCACAAGUAAACUGUAUUUUUUUUUUUUCUUUUAGAUUUACUAAAAACCUGUCUCCAGACAAAAUAAAUCUAAGUACCCUUAAAGGAGAAGGUCAACUGACAAAUUUGGAGCUUGAUGAAGAUGUCCUCCAAAACAUGCUGGACCUGCCUACCUGGCUUGCCAUCAACAAGGUUUUCUGUAACAAAGCUUCCAUUCGGGUUAGUUUAAAUCAUUGUUCGUUUAAAGAGAUUAUUCAUGAGGGAAUUCAAAAAAACAAAAAAACCCACUAAUCUCAUGGUUACAUGUUCUUCAUUUGCUACAAAUUAACUGGAUCUCCAGCUUCUGCUGUAGUUUAGCAUACAUUGUAUUAAUUCCCCUCACAUGCAUAUUAGAUGCAUUUGCUAGUUUUCUAGGAAUGUUGUAACCACCAUAAUCAUUCCAUUUCGCAUAAUCAGUAGUUGUAUAAAUAGAUGGUGGUUUUAACACUAUAUGGUCAGGAAUACAUGUUUGUGUUCAUGACCCUAUUUUGUUCCUUUAAAUCAUUUUGUUAAUGCAGCCCUAAUCACACCUCCUUGCAUGUGGUUUUACACAUUGUAAAUUGAGAUCUAGUGUUUACAAUUCUUUUAUUGUACAGUUUUUAUUUUUGUUUUGUUUUUUUCAUUUAGAAUUUAUCUCUUGCACUGUUAAUAACUUGCUAGACCUUGCAGGAGCCUACUGUGUGUGAGUUGAAUUUAUAGAGCAGAAAGCAAAAACUUCUAAAGUAAGUUAACCUCUGAAUGCAAAUUAAACUAAACUUUUUCAUGCAGGCUGCAUCCAUCACAACCUGGAGAGUAGUGGCUAGGGUUGCAUGGUCAGUGUUAAAAAAAAGGGAUUUAACUCAUGAUUGGCAGAAAAUUCUGCAGUGAGACUUCAGAUGGAUGGUCUAUAAAUAAAAACGGCUUCAUUAAGCUAAAGUUGUUUUAGUUACUACAGUAUCCCUUUAAGUCCUCCUUUUCUUUUCUUUUUUUUUUUUCUUUUUUUUUUUUAUCUUUUCUUUCCAGGUGAUCUCUGUUUUGUGUUGAUGUCUACAACUUUCACACCAUAAUAUUUAAAUAGUAUUUGGAAAUCUAGUAAUGAAACUGAUAUGAUUAAUUUCCUGUUUGUGACUGUUUUAAUCAAUUCUGCCAAAUUCCCACAAAUUCAUUUCAAAAUCAUCAUCAUCAUCAUUAUUAUAUCUGUAUGCAUAACCUCACUUUGUUUUUUUGUUUUUUUUUUAAAUGCUACUAUUUCUGCAUGACCCCAAGUAAUUGUAUUGAUUUGUGAAAAGGGAAAAAGAGAAGUGCUUGUAACAUUGAACACUGAAGCUUUAUUGAUCCUUUGUUACAUUGCAGAUUCCUUGGACAAAGCUGAAGACACAUCCAAUAUCCCUGGUUAGUAUUUUUUAUUUAUUUACAACUGAAUAAUAAUACUCAUUAAAACAUAACAGCUGUGCAACCAUUGACAUGACGACACUUGGUAAAAGAAAAUGUUAUAUUUAAGCUUGCAGCCAUGAAAUGUAUUGACAACAAAAAACUGCUGAUUCUUAAAAUAUUAUAAGAUUAUAUCUUUUAGUCAGUCAGCAUCAAGGUAUAAGAUGUGCUGGUCAGUGAGAGAGUCAAUCAUCCCAGAAUGCUGUAUGUGCACUACAUUGCGCAUUCUAGGAUUGAACUGCAAAACCUGUGCUGGUGAUGGGAUUAUGCAUGUAUUUUAGUGUACUAGUGCGUUUACUAGUGAUUUCGCUGCAGAAAUAUAUAUGGUUGAGAUAGAAAGUGCCUGGUGCCGUCCAACAUGCAUUGACUUAUCUGUUGCAUAUAAAAACGUAAUGAACACAUUGUUUAUAUUUUCGCAAUAAGCCCUGUGAGUGCAAAUCUUCUUUGGAUAUUGUGAGAGAGAGAGUGAGUUAAUCAUUGCCAGCAGCAACGUCAACAAAUGAUAUGAUCAGUCCAUUUAACCCCUUAAGGACCAAACUUCUGGAAUAAAAGGGAAUCAUGACAUGUCACACAUGUCAUGUGUCCUCAAGGAGUUAAUUAAACAUAUAUUAGAUCCUAUAUGUAAAGAAUGAUUUUGAGGUAAAGUUCCACAAGUGAAGCAGUUAGCAAGAUUAUUAUUUGUGUAAAUAAUAGGAUAGUCUCUUUGCAUAAUUUCCCUCCAGGGUAGUGUAUCUAAGCCUAUGCGAGAAGAACAUAAAAUUGUAGAGUAAAAAAAAUUGGUGCAGUUGCAGGUUUCCAUGGCUACCCAUUUGUAACUUCUGCAUAUAAGAGUUUUUAAGUUAUCAUUGUAAUGCAUGUAUAUAUCCACAUAUCCGUUUUAUUUGGAGAAAUACUAAAGGAUAUAUGAAACUCUACAAAAUGCACUUUUAGCAUUUUGCAAAGGUUUCCAUAACAACCCUAUUUUAAUCUUUUCACUUUUAUAGAAAAUGGUCUACUAAUUCUAAGCUAUGAAUGUAAUUAAUUGAUUGUGUAUAAUUACCUAUUCAAUAUGUAAAAAUAUUAAGGAUAAUAAGGUAUAAUAAAGACCACACACUCAAUUUAAAUAAGAGGGGUUUAAAUUGCUGUUGAUCUGUGAGUCACUAGAUACCAUUGAUACAGCCCAAGUGAUGAUAAACUUAUAUACUACUGGGAGACUCUUGCCUGCAUCCUGAAAGACGCUGUCCAGCCAAAGUUAGAUCAGAUAAACUGGAGGAGCACUGGAUUCUGAUAGAGAGCCUUCUUCGACCAUUGUAUGCUAAUACAACUUUUAUAUUACAACCAUAUAUAUUUUGUUUUUAUUUGAUUUGAUUUUAAUAUAUACCAACCACGCUUGCCUUUGCAUAUACACACUAAAGCUGACAACUGCAAGAAUCACUGGAAACAAGGGGUCCAUAUCUUAUACUGCUCUAUAUUAAACUGGAAUUUUUUAAAAUGUGUUUUUAGAAAACAUAGGAAGUGUGGUUUUAUUGUGUCAUUUUGUAUUGUAUGUUGUGCAUAGGUUAGACUGGUUGAUUCCCUAUGAUUGAACUGCUGUUCUAGUGUACACACAUAACCUGCUCUACUUCCUAUAACUCGGGAUCUACUAAAUUGCCUGCUGGCAUAUACAAAGACAAAUUUUACAUUUUAUAAAAAAAAAAUCUCUUUUUGUGCUCCACUUGUAUACACAGGGAAUAUUCUGUUUGUUUGCAUGGUGAUUGCAUUACUUGUAGAAAUUUGAUUUAGAAUGACCAUUCAUACACUCGACUAUUGCAGCUGUUUUGCUUACUGGGAUAUUUUACGGUCAACAGUAAUUAUUUUAAAUCGCAAUAGUUAAUUUCCUGAUAGUACUAUUAUUUUCAGCAGUCCCUGUUAUUGCUCUCCGUGGCGAGUUGAGAAGCAACAUGCAUAAUUUAGGCGCAAUAAGCAAAGAGGAGAAAUACAUCCAACUGUGCCAGAUAAAAGCUUCUUUUUUUUCUCACCUUCAUUUUGACAGUUCUUUUAGAAAUGUGUACAACUCAUAUAGCAGACCAUUACGUUUAAAAAUAUGAAGCCUUUCCCCCCCCCCCCCUCUUUUUUUGACUCUAGCUCAUUAAUGGAACACUGUAAGAUUAGGAAUACAAAUUCAAUUAAUUGAUUUUAUAAUAAUCCGUCCUAUUUAUUUACAAGUCCCUGGACAAAGUGAUAAUGGAGAUGAGCACAUGUGAGGAACCGCGGAGUGGAAAUGGUCCUUCACCCCUCGUCACAGCCUCAGGACAGAGGUAAGAGAUAUAACAUGAAUGUGAGGAUAUGCCUCCUAAUUAAAAGGAGACCCGGUGGGUCAAGAAAAUUGGAAGUCCCUUAAUUAAACUCUGUAUAUAUAAAACAUAACUUUUAAUGAUUGUAGUGAUAAAAUACUCCUACUAAUAGAAAAAGGGCAAGGAAAACGGAACAAAAUUAAAAAUAGGUUAGAUAGGUAGAGGAAAAAAUCAAUCGUUUCUCCUGAGUGGGAUAUAUACCCCAAUAAUAUAAUCUCUUAAAUGGAUCCAAUAGUAUCUUGGAAGAGAAGGGGGUCCCAAUACAGUACUCGUACCGUAGCUUUAAAUGAUCACAGUCGGAGCAAUCUAUUUUGGACCUCCCAUUUAUAGUGGUAGUUAACUAAUAACCCUUAUAAAGAGCCUCUAAACAUCACUUAGAGAGCCCUGUGUGGCUGAGGUUGCCAAAUCAUGCUACACAUCAAGGAGGGAAGCUGAUACAAAAUCAAACAAAGGUCUGCUACUUUGUAGAUAAACAGUACUACUCAGCUAGUAUACAGUCAGUAGUGGAGUGAUACAAUGUAUUCAAUGCCUCUGUUAGCAUAAGCUGCAAUGCCCAUACAGACCCUAAAUACUUUGUUGUGAAGCACCAGGUCAAGGGGGCACUAAAAUACGACUUCCCUACUUGGCUAUCGUCUGGGCACGCAGUAGGGAAUAAAAGAUGGUUUCCCCCUCCAAUAGAUCAGAGGUAACAACUGCCCAAAACAAGUGAUAAAUACCCCAAAUCACCCACAACCCUCAGUUAGGUAGCAAAGUUGGAACAGCUGAAACAUAGACUUGUCUAUAACUCGCUGUCUUAAGCUAAAACGGCUAGAGCACCGAGACCUAUCUAACCUAGCUACCUGCUGCCUAGGUAGCUAAGUUAGAUAGGCAGCAGGUAGCUAGGUUAGAUAGGUGUCGGUGCUCUAGCCGUUAUAGCUUAAGACAGCGAGUUAGAGACAAGUCUGUGUUUCAGCUGUUGGGACCCCCUUCUCUUCCAAGAUACUAUUGGAUCCAUUUAAGAGAUUAUAUUAUUGGGGUAUAUAUCCCACUCAGGAGAAACGAUUGAUUUUUUCCUCUACCUAUCUAACCUAUUUUUAAUUUUGUUCUGUUUUCCUUGCCUUUUUUCUAUUAGGAGUAUUUUAUCACUACAAUCAUUAAAAGUUAUGUUUUAUAUAUACAGAGUUUAAUUAGGGGACUUCCAAUUUUCUUGACCCUCCGGGUCUUCUUUUCUUUUUGUACACACAUAUAUGAGGGUUACCCCCUCUAUGGUCGCCCCUGGCACACAUUUAGCUGGUUCCCUUAGGGGCUUCUAGCUUUGCUCUUUUUUUCUAUGCCUCCUAAUUAGAUUAGACAAAUGUAAUACAAACUGUAUAAUUCUGGUAUGUACUAGAGACCCAGAGUUACAUCCGUGUACUUGCUGUUUGUGCUAUUAAAUGGUUGUAUCACAGAGAUUUAUUCACUAAAUGCUAAUCUAAACACUUUGAUAACUAAGGUGUUUGCAUUUUAAGCCAAAAGCGUUGCAGAUUAUGGCCCUGCUAUGAUCAUCAGCUCACUAUUUAGUGACUAAAUUAAAAUAACUUCUGUCUUUGUCUAACAAAGAAAGCUCUGAUUAUACAUUGGGGAAACUGGAAGGAAAAACAGUGCGGCAGGAAACAAAAAGGAAUAUAGAAGUACUUAACGGUAAGGCUAGGUGCUUUAGGAGAAACACUACAGAUUUGCCUUGAUAUUAAAAUGAUACUUAAUUAUCGUCAUUUGUUGUUAAUUAUAUGAAAAAUGCAUUAAAAUACAAAAAAAAGGAAAGGUACCUGUGUUUACGACAAUCUCUUGGGUUUAAGCUUCCUGAUGUGAACUUGCCAAAACGAGGAAACAGCUGAUACUUAUUCGCCAGUCUUCGCUUUCCUAUUGUUUUCAGUUGGAGCUGAACAUGCACAUGGGCAUUGCUCCAGCUUCUGAUCAUUGUGUGCAGAAUACAUUCUUGUGCCAUAAUCUAUGUAAGGUGCAACAGUUGUUAUGGUGCUUAAAGUUAGCUUUUAAGUGAAAUAAAUAGCCUGUGUGGUCAGUAGGAUGGCUGAGUAUUGUGGAUUAUUAAUGUUUGGCAGCCAGUGAGACAGAUUAAAAAAAAAACAAAACAAAAAAAACAACCCUGUCUCUAAAGCCUCAACAGUGUAAAUGCUGCCUUUUCUGAGAAGUCUGUAUUUACAAUGCUGCUUAAGGUCACUCGUCGACUAGUGGGACUUCCUGGGUACGGUUCUGCAAAGAUUGCUCUACACAUGCUCUGCACCGAGAUGCUGAUUGUUCAGCAUAGAGACCCGGUCUGUGCAUCUCUAUGAGGAGAUGCUGAUUGGCGCAGUGUGGUGAUUUGCCUCGCAUUCGCACCCACCUUCCAAUGCUUUCAUCAUCAGGAUGGAGCCUGGCAGACUGGAGGAGAAAUUGGAAAUAAAACUGCCUUUUUAAAACUAAUUCUGAGGGGGUGUUAGGAAUAUGUGUUUGUAUUCUGAGCGCUUUAGUGUUCCUUUAAUGUUAGUUUUACACAGUUGUAUUACUGCAGAAUUUUACUAGUUUCAGAAGUGCAAUGAGACAUUAGCUAGACACACAGGGUGUGGAGAAAUACAUUGUUACAGUAUUGGUAAAUGGUGAGGGUCAUUUCAGUCUUGUUUUAAAAGAAUGACUUAGCAUGCUAAAACAAGCAUGCCUAGAUACAUUUAUUAACACAGCUUAUUUGUAAAGAAUAUACCAGUUUACCCUCAUCUGUCCUCACUUGUAGUGUUCUAUACAAAGUAUGUUUCACAGAUAAAUUUACACAAGCGUUUUCCAUUCCAAGUUAAUCCCUCACUUCACACUGUCACUGAGCCAUGCUUUCUAGUCACUGGGUUAAGUUGCUAAACAUGAGCAGAUUCGACUUUGUGCUAGGUGAAUACAGGCUGUAUCAAUACACUUAUUUUAGAGUGUAGUUGGGAGUAUUGCUGAGAGUUUUGAGGUGACUUUAUACUACUACUGAUUCCCAAUUUAAGCAUAUAUUAUUAUUAUUAUUAUUAUUAUUAUUAUUAUUGGUAUUUAUAUAGUGCCAGUUUAUUCCACAGCACUUUACAAUAAAAGGGAAAUUUACCAAAUGAGACAAUAAUAAAAUGUAACAGGAACAACAGGUAGUUGAGGACCCUGCUCAAACGAGCUUACAGUCUGAGAGACUGCAUUCAGGACCAGGGUGGGCUGAAGGGAUGUGUCAGCGAUGCCAGUUGCAUAACUGGUGAUGCCUAAAAGGGACAGUCCUGCCUGCUAUGCUGACAGCCCACUAAGGGCAAAUGAUGAAUUGGAGACAGCCGAAGUGUCUUCUGCAUGGUGUCUAACUACACCAUGGUGCAGCAUGUCUACAACACCAAGGAGCCAGCCUGCGAUAAUGGGAUGGUCCCAUUUGUUCUGGGACUGUUGGGAAGUGGAUUAAGUUGCUGCAAAAAAAUGUAAAAGCCUAGUUUUAGUUGAACAGCAGGGACGGAUGGAUCAAUUCAAUAUGGGCUUUGUCAAGUACACUACAUUAGUAAAUUAUUCCUUAAUAAUGGUAAAUUACACUUCUAGCUCCAUUACGGAACUGACCUAGACUACCGCGGCUUUUACCACUUUUCUUAAUUUGGCACUUUGUUACUGCUUUAUUGUUUUACAGUAACCUUUUUCUAGUCCAGGGGUAGGCAACCUACGGCACUAGUGCCAUGCACGGCACUCGAGGUGUCUUUGCACGGCACUCAAGGCUGCUGGAGCCAAACAGGCUCUGGCCUAUCCGGAGUCCCAGUAAAACUUCAGAUAUCUGCUAAUACGAAGAUGUGGUGAAGGACAAUCCUCAAUUUAUGCAUUGCAGCAUGUAGAGGUAGUGAUCUCAGCUCACUUCCUCCCAGCACUAGUUAAUGGGAAUCCACACUGUAGUAGAGAAGCCUGCAGCUGCUGUUGUAGCUCCUGUCCUUGACCUAUACCUGGCCAGCCUGGUCCCCACUGGAACCCAGGGAAGCCACCCACACUGCUAGAUAUACACAGAAAUGCACAAUAAGCCUCCCCUCAUACAAAUAAUACGAACAGCCCACAAACAAACAUACACACAAUCUGUACAAACGUAACCCGCUAACAAUCCACAUACAUGCACACAACCCCAUAUGCAGCUUCUCACAUGCAAUACCCCAAACAGCCCCUCACAUACACAGACUACCAAACACACAAUGUGACAUUUCCAUUCACACACACAACUCCACAAUCAGCUCUCAUACACAGCCCACAUUCAUAGGUAUCAUACAUGAUACCAUAAACUACUAAUGAACAUAUACAAUAUAAUAGCUCAUAUACACACAAAUACAAUGAUACAAAGCAAUUACAGUAAAAAUAACACAAGCAGAAGACGGCAACAUAGACGCCUCAAUUUAAAAAUAUAGGACCGACACGCUAAGGGACAUCACACUCCUAUAUCGGCACAGUGCUGCUAAAAGGUUGCCUAUCCCUGCUCUAGUCUCUUCCCUUUUUUUUUUUUUUUUGCAAUAGUCAGUGUAUGAUGUUUUGUUGUUACUAAAAUGAAAUUGCUCACUUGUGGUUUUUGGAUAUUUAAUCCUAACACCCAUAUUGUUGUUACCUUUUUUGCUUAAUUUCAAAUAAAAUGUUUAGGGGUAGAAUAACGCUAUUUUGCUGCUGUUUAAAACCCAUAUAACUGAGUUUUAUUGCUGUGAAACUCUGUGGCAGACGAUAUUAGUUGAUAAUGCACUAAAAUCUGUUCUUUAGGUGACAAAUCUAUUUAUCACAAAAAUUAUCCUGAAAUCCAGUUAUUCUGUAUGCUUAUGGGAGCAACCAUUUUACAUUUGAUUGAUAAGCCAUCCAUGUUUAUAUAACACAAUCCCAUUUAUGUAAGAAAAAUGUAGUCUGUGUAUUGUGUUUGAAAACAACCCAGUACAUUUAUAGUUAAAAUCUAUGUGAAAUGGCAGAAUACUGUUGUUGCAGUUACAUCAUUAACUUUGUGGGAAUAUAUCUCACCACACUAUGAUAGCUGUGGUUUAUACCACAAUGCCACACAUUUGAUUGUGCACAAAUUCUAUCCAUGUCAUUAAGCGUGACAGCAACAUUGUAGUUUGUUAGCAAUGUGUAGAGCACUCUGGGUCAGGCACGGAAAUGCACUGUGUGCAUGUGCAGAUAUAUCUAUUUAAAAACUGAGAAGUUCACUCAGGCAGACCUUAGUGCUUGCUUAAUGGUUAAAAGAAUCUCCCUUCUUCUAGUGGUUAUUGCAUACAUUAGCAAACACAAAUUCAUGGGCAAUCUUAAUGCUAUGGUCCAUAAUUCAACCUCUUCUUAUCAUAAAGUCUGGGACAUAUGGAUAGAUUGUAGAGUUGAGCGAACCUGGACUUUAAACUAAAAGGGGGAUCUAUUGCCCCCCCCCCCUCCCGGCCUCCACCCAUCCUAAAUAUCAAUAAGGGGGGGACCUAUAGUCCUCCCCCCUGGCCCUGACCCCUGCGCGGCGGGUGGGGGCCCUAAAUAACAAUAACGGGAGGGGACCUAUGGUCCUCCCCCACCCCACCCUGGCCACCACCCCUGAGUGGCAGGUGGGGGUCCUAAAUAAAAAAAUUAACCCCCCCCCCCCCAGGUGACUAGGGGUCCCCAAACCCUUUGAUGUCUUCUUUCUUCUAAACUCUUCUUUUUUUAAGCACCAAAAAAGACCAAAUAAAAAUCAACAAUAACCGACGCACUUUAAAAAAAAAGCUCAGUCUGCACGGAGCCCUCCAUGGGUGAAAUUUUUUUAUUUUUUUUUAAAGUGUGUCGGUUAUUGUGGAUUUUUAUUUGCCCUUUUUUGGAGUUGAAAAAAGAAGAGUUUAGAAGAAAGAAGACCUCAAAUGGUAAGUUUUGUUUGUUUAGUAUUGACAGUCACAGUGAGAUUGUAAAUGCUUUCCUAUGCGACGGGCUGAAUGCGCGCGCAGCUCUUGCCCAGGAGGAGGAGAAGAGGAGGAUCGGAGGAGGAGAGCUCUCCGCCCAGCGCUGGAAAUAGGUAAGUUUUUAACCCUUUCUCCCUUCCAGAGCCGGGCGGGAGGGGUCCCUGAGGGUGGGGGCACCCUCAGGGCACUAUAGUGCCAGGAAAACGAGUAUGUUUUCCUGGCACUAUAGUGGUCCUUUAAAGUUUGCCCAUUUAUAGUGUUCUCAUAAACUGUUUUGACUUUUAAUGACCGUUUUGUUACACCAUAACCACUACAAUAAUUAUAAUACAGUAUGUUUUAGUGUUUAUGGUGCUUGGAAUGUCCCUUUAAACUAUUAUUUGCCCUUGGUUUUGGAUAUCUCUAGUAAAAAAUACUCCAAGACUGCAAGAACCAAGCCAUGAUUUGUGCUGUAUUGCAAAUUUAGGGUAAACUUGAAAAAUAGCCGUAUUGAGCCAUCUUUUUAAUAAUCUAUUUUCAUCUUUGUCAAUAAAGUUUAAGUAAGUUACAAAUAGGGGAAUAAUGGGAAGACAAUUAAUACAGUGAAUUAAUUGGCAACCAGUAUGAGUUAUUCAUUUAUGAUUGUUUUAUGGGUUGUUUUUUUUUUUCUUUGCACAAUUAUAAUGUGUUAAUGCAUCAUUAUAAUCUUGUUUUUCCAGUGAAUAUGGUUUUGCUGAGAAGGUAGUUGAAGGGAUCUCUCUCUCUGUCAAUUCCAUUAUAAUCCGGAUCCGAGCCAAGGCUUUCAAUGCUUCAUUUGAGCUGUCCCAGUUAAGCAUAUACAGUGUAAAUCCACAAUGGCAGCAUGGAGACCUGCGCUUUACUCGAAUACAAGAUCCGCAGCGUGGAGAGGUAACGGGUUCCUUCAAUAUCAUUGUAAAAUACAAUCACUAGCAGUAAACCUCUAUUAUAAAUCGCUCUGAAUUUAGCACUAUAACUAAAAUCUAAAGAUACAUGAUAUGAUAAAUGUUAAAGCAUACUAUAUAGCAUCUCUACAUUGUGAUAUCAAGUUGGUUUUAGUAGUAAAUCUCAUGAUGUUCUUAUGUGACAUGAAAUCUGAAAUGCUUUAUGUUUGGCUAAAUUGAUGUGUAUUGCGUUUAUGGAUUAUAUGCAUGGUAUAUUUUUUUUGUUUUGUUUUUUGUAACUGCUCAUAGAUGUUUGUGAACUAUAUGCUGACUGAGCGUCAUUGGAAUAGUUGUUAACAAAUAUCUACAUGUCAGGGCUAGCCAUCUAUGGUCUAGAAUUACAAGCAAUUAUAGAUAUGUGUUUAACGAAAGGAUAGACAAAACUGCUAAGAUGUACUUUCAUCAGCCCUCUCAUUUUUAAGUAACAUUUCUGUUUGUGUAUACAUAAACCGUGUGCAGAGCAAUAUUGUUAUUUGUAAGCAGGCAUAAUAAAUGAGUUAGUCUCUCAUACUCUUGCACAAAUAUGUUUUGCCUCUAUAAACCUCCAUGCUUAUUAGCCAAUUCUCUCCUCCGUCAUGGACUAUGUAUCAAGCACACAGGGUAAUGGUUUUUGUUGGCUGCUUAAAUAGCUUUCUCAUGUGUAAUGUCACAUAUACACAAGGCAACAGGAAUGCAGUUUGCAAAUAGUUUGUCUACUUACAAGGAGUGGUGGGGGGUGAGGGCACAUCUAGCACCAUAACCACUGCAGCAUACUAGAGUGUUCCUUUAAAAAUAAAUAAAACUAAUAUGUAUGUAUGUACUAGAAAGCAUUUCCAAUAUAAAUAAUUUAGAAAACUGGCAUUGUAUAAGUGGUGAAGAAGACAUUACUAUGAAUGCUGAAUGGUCACAGUAGCAGGAAGUCAGGUGAUGUGGGUCAGAAUCUGCCACUAUGUACCCUGAAAUGGGGUUUGCAAAAAGGACAUGAUAUAAAUUGAUCAAAGCUUGAGGCUACAUUUAUAGAUCGUGCACAGAAGUGUCAAUUACAUUUUACCCACUGAAUAACUACUUAUUGUGGGAUACUGCCUACUGGUUAGAAAUAAGUAAAUAACUAAUUUAAUCACUUUUCCACUUGCGUGGUUCAUAUUUAUUGACAAAAAUUAUAGCUCUUUUUUUUCUUUCAAUUAUUUGCAGGUUUUGACAUUCAAAGAAAUAAAUUGGCAGAUGAUCCGCAUAGAGGCGGAUGCCAUUCAGAGCAGUGAGCAUGAAAUAAUGAGCGCGCCUGUCCGAUUAAUUACUAAUCAGUCCAAAAUUAGAAUCACAUUAAAGAGGAGGGUGAGUAUAAAUUUUCAUUUUUCUUUCUGGGUUCUUUAAAAUAUGUGCAACUGCUUAACCAUCUGCUGCAGAAGCUGUUUAUUACGGUUACAAAUUUUAUUUUUCUUAUUUUUUAUUAUAGCACUGAAAUGUUGUGGCAGUGAUGUUUAAACGUCUUAUGACUAUUAGUUUUAGCUGUAUAUAUUUUUUUUUUCAUUUAUUUUACCUGUGUUGGCAUUUUACAGUUUGUAAGGUUUUAGUAAAUAUGCAUUUCUCACGUUUAAAAAUUAAACUGACUAUUUAAUCCUCUCCUCCAAUCCUAAUUCUUAUUCUCAUUCAUUCUCAUUGUGUAUGUACACGCAAUAUACUUGUAAGUGCUAGUAUAGUAAAGAAAAUGCUUAUUGAGGAUUGCAUUAAUUGUAUUAGAAUAAGGAGGAGGAAUUGGAGAAGGGAUUCAAAUUAAAUAUAAGGUAUUACUCAGUGUCCUGUUUUUAUUUUUUUUGCGUAUUUUUCUCCUGUAGUGCUGACAAAAAUAAUCAGUUUAUUAAGAACCAGGGCUUAAGGACCACUUAACCAGUGAAAAAAAACUCAAGCGUCAAAUAAAGUAAAUGAGUAAAUGCUAUUACACGUUAACAGUGGCAUAGGUGUAAAUACAACAAUUAUGGAGAUGAAGAGCAGUUUGUGUAGGCAUCCCACAAUUCUUAGCAUGUACUUACGUGCUGCAAAUUGCGAGAUUCUGCAUGUGUUUGGGCAGUGUGGGAGACUGAGCAUAGUUGCAAUGCUCAGGUAAGUACAGCUUUUAAACUGUACACUGGGGGUUCUUGCAUAAAUUAUAGAUUGAAUAUCUCUAUUGCAACUUGGCGAUUAUCUUCACGUUAUGUGGAUGUCCGGUUCUUCUUAUAUUAUAUGGGGAUUUUAUUUUAUUCUUUGUAAAUUUAUUUUUCAAAAUGAAACCUUGUAUCUGAGAUGCGUUGGCGUCACUUUGGGACUUGCAGGCCCGUUACAUUGCAAACACUUGGAUCUUGCAUCACAUUGUAAUAGGAUAACACCUCCUUAUAAUAACUCAGCUGGGUUCAAUGUUGUGUUACAUGCAUUGCUAAUAGAGGUAGGAUAUCCAACUAACAGUAUAAAAUAAACACUGUAACAAACUAAACUUACGGGUCUCAGUCACACUUUCUAAAGUUUGUAAAUUCCCGUUCACUUAAAGGUGUUUGCUUUUAUUUUCAGUUAGCGAAAAAAGCUGAGGACUCGCAGAUCCAUUAAAAUUUUAAAAGGUGCGUGCAACCGUGUUUAAAUAUGCGGUAUUGCAAGCAACUGCAUCCUGUAAGAUAAAACGGUGUGACCCCAGCUUCUCAGCUCCCGGUUGGUCUUCUGCAUUACGUGUUAGGCAGGCGGGUGCGCCUUGGUGUGGUCACUCUCUGGGCCACACCCCGAGCCCCAGGGCACAGGCCCAGCAAAGAAGAGGAAUUAAGAGAAGAAGGUGAAGCGGGAAUGAGAGGUAGGGCAAGGAGAGAAUGUGGCAUUAAAGCGGGUGCGGAUCAGCUCACCCGCCUCCCGGUGUCUCCUACUGGGGAUAGUCAGGUCCCUCGCCCCGGGGCCCCUCCCCCAGAUAACUGGUCCGGAACUCCUCUGUGACCGCACGCACCAGCCAAGGAGCCCAUAUGUCAGUGUGUGUUUGUGCUCGGUCUUGGGCUGAGUACCACAGCUCUUCCAUAACUCAUAACUCAUAACUGGUAUUUUCUUAUACCAAAGGGUCAGCGGUGAGGCCGUGUCCUUUUUUCCCAGUACAAUGAUGCUUUGCGAUGUUAAGGAUGUGGCGUGCUAUCUGUGUAUAGGGCUACUAUGGAGCUUUUUUUCCCCAGAACGGUACUAUGAUCGGGCAUUCACACCAUAUGUACAGCGCUACGGAAUUUGUUGGCGCUAUAUAAAUAAUAAAAUAAUAAUAUGUGUAAGAAGGAUCCCACUUUCCCCCCCUGCACCUCCAGCAAAGGCCAUAGGAAUCGGUGUGCAUUCUCUGCAGGCAUUCCGGUGUCAAGUACCUUUGUGUGCAAACCUUAUAGGCCGUUUCCUGGGUUUUACUAGCUAUUGCGCAAUGGUGCACCAGGUCGCAUAUCUUAUGCCAUUGGUUCACCGUGAGUGUUUCCCCGAUGGCCAUUUCCUAUUAGAACAUGAAAGGGGGUGGGGGGAGUCCCUGCUGUUGUUGUAUCAUCGAAAAUAGCAGGAGACGCUAUGGGGUCCGGUUCCUGACAUAGUUGUCCAAAUUGUGUGAGGUCUCUAUAGAUAUCAGGAUGUUGUGGUAUCACGGUGACAUAGUUCUUGAUUUGAGUGUAUCUAAAGUCAUGAAGGUGUGGGUGGGUGUGCCUGUGAGUGUUUGCAGGGGCAGGAUUUUCCCAGUAGCAGUAAUGUCUUGGAUUCGGGGUAUUUCUUGUGGAAGGACGCAGCAAAGGUUUCUGGGCCUUAUCCCCGGCUCAAAGUCUGGGUUGUACACCAAAGGCAAUAGUGGGGAUGGGAAGGAGGACAGACGUAGUUUUCUUGCUUGUGAGUGCCAUGUAGACAUAGUGGCUGUAAUAAAUAGUUGUUGGUAAAACCAGUCGCCUGUUUACAGCGGGAUUAAGCCAUAGGAGGGCAGAGAGUGGCCUUCCAGGGUUUAUGUACCCCCUCCUUAGCCCAUUCUUAGGCCUGUUGCAUAUGGCAUGCUAAGUAGUAUAGUUUGAGAUCUGGGACGGCCAGACCCCCUGCUGUUUUCGGGAGUGUAAAUUGUGUGUAUUUGAGUAUGGGUUUAGUGCCCUUCCAGAUGAAAUUAACGAGGAGGGUUCGGAUUGAUGUAAAAAUGGCGUCAGGGAGUGGAUUUGGUAAUGUCUGAAAUAGAGUACCCGUGGUAGGAUGUUCAUUUUGGUUAUGGCCAUCCUACCGAGCCACAAAAAGUGGGGCGUAGCCCAUUCUGCUAGGUUCUUCUGUGUAACCCCUAACAUUUUGACAAAGUUGGUUUGGUAUAGUUUGGUCAGAUCAGCCUUAAGCCUCACUCAGGUAUUUGAAGCUUCGUCGGAUCUGGUCCGCCCUCCCCCGGGGAUGCCAAUGUUGAGGAUAGAGGAUUUGGCGUAAUUGAUCUUUAGGUUUGCGAUUUGGACAUAUCUCUCAAACUCCGCCAUGAUGUUUGGGAGAGAGAUUUCUGGUUUGGUGACAAAGAAGAGCAUAUCGUCCGCAUAUGCUGCAACUUUGUGAUGGUCUGCCCCCACCACUACCCCCGUAAUAUCCGGGUUGUCCCUAACUACCUGUAAGAAUGGUUCGAGGUCCAGGAUGAAGAGCAGCAGCAUCAGGGGGCAACCCUGCCUUCUUCCGUUUCUGACCGGGAACGUGUCAGUGUAGACCCCGUUUAUGCACACUCUGGCGGUGGGGGGAUGAGCAAAGGGACUCUAUCCAUUGACUUAUAUGAUUUACCCAGGCCUAUGUGUUCCAAAACCGCGAAGAGGUUGUCCCAUGCCACCCUGUCAAAGGCCUUCUCUGCGUCCGUAGAGAAGAGGAGAAGGCUCUCUGAGGCGCGUUGCUCUUGAUGGAUCAGUGACAGGGCUCGUACCGUAUUGUCCCUGGCUUCCCUAUCGUGGACGAAUUCUAAUUGAUAAAAUUAGAUCAAGCCUGGUAGUUGUAGUCCCAGCCUCGUCACCAGUAUCUUGGCAGACAGUCGUAGGUUGCAGUUAAGCAAUGAGAUCGGCCAAUAACCCGUACACCGCUCGGCAUCCCCACCCUCUUUUGGCAAUAAAAUAAUGUUGGCCGCUAUUGUCUGCUUGGGAAUCAUAUUUCCUCCGUUAUAGAGUUAAAAACUGAUUACUUUAGAAUUUGGUAAUCAGACAGUAACUCGUAUAGGUGUGAUUUAUAGGCCCCCAGGACAAAUAGAAGAGUUAAAUAAUCUACUAAUUGAGGAAAUAGCUAAAAUGACAAUGAAGGGGGAAGUUAUCAUCAUGGGUGACUUUAAUCUUCCUAUUCUGAACUCCUAACUGGGAUUGUCUCUAAAACAUGUCAUUGAGGAGCCAACUCGUAAAGAAGCCAUACUAGAUUUAGUGUUAACAAAAGGAGAUUUGGUAUCAGAUAUUACUGUAGGUAAAAGUUUAGGAUCAAGUGAUCAUCAGUCAGUGUAGUUUAAUAUAAGAACAGUGACUGAGUCACAUCACACAAAAACAAAAGUUUUAGACUUUAGAAAAACAGACUUUUCUAAAAUUAGAAUAUGUGUAGAGGGGUCAUUAUCAGACUGGAACAAUUUAAAUGGAGUGCAAGAGAAAUGGGAUUCUUUAAAGUUGCACUGCUGAAGGCAACAGAAAAUUGCAUUAGGCUUGUCAUUAAAAGCAAAAAAUUCAAGAAACCACUGUGGUACUAUGCAGAUUUGGUCAAAAUAGUAAAAAACUAAAAGUUAGCAUUUAGUAAUUGUAAAAAAAAAAAAAAAAACAGAGUGAGGAAGACAGAAUGAUCUAUAAGAUUAGGCAGAAAGAGGCUAAGCAAGUUAUAAGAGCUUACAAAUCACACACAUAAGAGAAAAUAGCACAGUCAGUAAAAAAAAAAAAGGGGACAAAACAUUUUUUGAGAUACAUAAAUGAAAAAAGGAAAGUAAAACAAGGAUUAGUUAGAUUAAAAACAAAAUAAUGAAGGUAUGUAGAAGAGGAUAAAGGUCUAGCUGACUGCCUCAAUGAAUAAUUUUGUUCAGUAUUUACAGAUGAAAAUGAAGGAAAGGGGCCUCAGUUAGGAAAAAGGACAAAUGAGUCAUUUGUUACAUGUGAGUUUACAGAGGAAGAGGUUCCAUUUCAACUGUCAAAAGUAAAGACAAGUCAAUGGGACCUGAUGGAAUACACCAAAAGUUAUUAAAAGAGCUUAGUGGUGUACUAGCAAAACCAUUAACAGAUUUAUUUAACCAAUCAUUGUUAACAGGAGUAGUCCCAGAAGAUUGGAAGUUAGCGAAUGUUGUGCCCAUUUACAAGAAAGGUAGUAGGAAGGGGUCAGGCAACUACAAGCCAUAAGUCUUACUUCAGUAGUGGGGAAAGUAAUGGAAACGAUGUUAAAAGAUAGGAUUGUUGAACAUCUAAAAACACAUGGAUUUCAAGAUCAGAGACAACAUGGGUUUACUUCAGGGAAAUCAUGCCAAACUAAUCUUAUAGAUUUUUUUGAUUGGGUAAGUAAAAUAAUAUAUCAGGGUUGUGCAGUAGACAUUGCUUACCUAGAUUUCACUAAGGCGUUUGACAAUGUUGCGCAUAGAAGGCUUAUCAAUAAACUGCAAUCCAAAGUUUGGAUUCCAAUAUUGUUGAAUGGGUAAGGCAGUGGCUGAGUGACAGGCAACAGAGGGUUGUAGUCAAUGGAGUAUUCAAAGCAUGGACUUGUCACCAGUGGGGUACCUCAGAGAUCUGUACUUGGACCCAUUCUCUUUAAUAUCUUUAUUAGGGAUAUUGCAGAAGGUCUUGAUGGUAAGGUAUGUCUUUUUGCUGAUGAUACGAAGAUAUGUAACAGUAACAUAUGGUUGAUGUUACAGGAGGGAUAAGCCAAAUGACAAAUGAUUUAGGUAAACUAGAAAACUGGUCAGAGUUGUGGCAACUGACAUUUAAUGUGGAUAAGUGCAAUAUAAUACAUCUUGGACGUAAAAUCCCAAGGGCAGAGUACAGAAUAUUUGAUAGAGUCCUAACCUCAACAUCUGAGGAAAUGGAUUUAGGGGUGAUUAUUUCUGAGGACUUAAAAGUAGGCAGGCAAUGUAAUAGAGCAGCAGGAAAUGCUAGCAGAAUGCUUGGUUGUAUAGGGAGAGGUAUUGGCAGUAGAAAGAGGGAAGUGCUCAUGACAGAAUACUGGUGAGUAUUGUACGCAGUACUGGAGACCGUAUCUCCAGAAGGAUAUUGAUACUUUAGAGAGAGUUCAGAGAAGGGCUGCUAAACUGGUUCAUGGAUUGCAGGAUAAAACUUACAAGGAAAGGUGGUAGAGGUUAACACAGUAAAGGAGUUUAAGCAUGCGUGGGAUAUGCAUAAGGUAAGUAUAAGAUAAGGGACUAAUGAAAGUAUUUUUAAAAAUUGGGCAGACUAGAUGGGCCGACUGGUUCUGAUCUGCCGUCACAUUCUAUGUUUCUAUGUAAAUUGAGGGGAUAGAGUGGUCGUGAAGGUUUUAUAGUAUUUGAGGGGAAGGCCGUCUGGGCCCGGGCUUUUGCCUGUUUUUGCUUGAGUUUUUGAUAGCGAAGGCCAGUUCCCCCUCCGUCAGAGGUGCCUCUAAUGCCUCGGUUGCGUAUUUAGUGAGAUAGGAGCGCGUUGUAUUCGUCUGUAAGCGCAUAUAGGUCCGUAUCAAAUCGUUUCACUGCUGUGGCUAUCUGGACUGGCACGUGGCAAAGUUGACCCGAUGCAUUACGCAUUAUACGUUGUGGAGCGUUUUUUUAUUUAUCAUUCUUGCAAGCAGCUUGCCGCAUUUCUCCUUCCGCAUGGAAAAAUGAUUUUGUGUGUUGAAGAGCUCUAGAGUAUGAUUGUCGCAGGACCUGUGAUAAUUCCUCUUGCGCUAUUGUUCUCUCAAGAGUGUGCUGUCUAGUGUUCGUUUGUGCACAUGCGUCAGGUUCCCUAUUUUGUCGGUUAAUUCUCUAAUCGUGUGUUCUCUUGCCUUUUUAAUAGCAAAGCUUUGCGAGAUAUGGGGAUUUUAUAAUAAUGACACUUAUUUUAUCAUGAGACAAUUUUAUAGAACCACCUAUAAAGUUUAAAAAAACAAUAUUAUUAAAAUGAAUCCAAUACAAUGACUAAAUAGUUAAAUAAAUAAAAUGUCAUGCUAUUAAACCUAAUUAUUUAAACAAUAGGUGGGUGUAAUAGUUCAGAAUUUUAAUCUAUUCAGUUAUUCAUUAAAACUAGUAAUUGUGGAGAACUGAUAACCGAACUGCAGACUUUAGACAAAAAAUGGUGAAUUUGAAAACUUCUCAAUCCAGCAGUUUUUUCUUUUUUGUUUUGUUUUGGUUAUUUUUCCAACUUUUUUGUUUUGUUUUGGCUAAUUAUAAGUUGCGUAUUAUAAGUAUAAAUUGAUAGUAAUACACAUUUGUUAACUCUGGAGAUUUCAAUUAAACUUAUUUGAUAACCAUCAAUUCUGGAACUAAUAACCAACAUAAACCAAUACAUGGCAAUGACUUUAUUCCUUAUAAACUGUCACUCUUACAGAUUUGAUUUAAUACUAAAGACAUAUUCAGUGGGACGUAAUAAAAUAUUUAAAACCGAACUAAAUAAUGUACUAUACCAUGGUUCUUAUAAUCGUAACCUUCAGAGCUUUCUAUUAUCAGUGGGAUCUCCUGGCAGAAAAAUAUAUUUCAAUAUAUCAUUUUUAUACCCUUUCUGCAUCAGUUUGUACUGUGGGUAGCUAGUUAUACCUUGUAACCCCCACUUUCUCUGUAUAUUCCUGGUGAAACCUAUAUCUGUCUGUAACAUUAAGGUGUUUAUUCCAGCUCAAGGACUGCAAUGUGGUCGCCUCAAAGCUGAUUUUAAUGCUGGAUGAUCUAUUAUGGGUGCUGACAGACUCUCAGUUAAAGGCCAUGGUUCAGUAUGCAAAGUCUCUAAGCGAAGUGAUUGAAAAAUCCACAGAACAAAGGAAGAGCAUGGUAUCCGAUUCCACCCAGGUAAGAGAAGAGAAGACAAUAAGGAUGUGAAUCAGACCGUUAAAGAGACAUUAAUAAAAAGCUUUACAUAUCUCAGCUCUCAGCUAUAACUGUUUAAUCCAAUCCAAAUUGACUCUGUAUAUUUGUGAUCUAGGCUAGUUUGUUAUUACAUGUGUAUUCUGUGAUAUAGCUAUUUAUCCUAUCCAUAAUCUCUAGUAUGCCUCAAAAUCAAGUUUCCGUUAUUUCCGCUGUGUCUCGCUUCCCUGGAGAACCAAAGAAUGUAAUUCAAGAAGCUUGAUGGUGCUACAGUGCUCCGUGCAUGCCGGUCUUUCACAGCUCUCUGGAAAUGGCUGGUUGACUUGCUGGCAAACUGCCAUCCCAAUGACCAACUCUGUGUUAUAGUCACUGCUCCUGUGGAGGGUUUUAGAAGGACAAGAAUUUCAAAUUAUUGUCAAUUUCAAGUCCUUUUUGGACAUUAUUACUAAGGUGAUAGGUUGGAUGGACAAAAUUCUUAUGGAAGGCAAUAAGAUGGACAGCUGCCCACUGUGGACAGGUCUUAAUGGGGCUAACAUUAACCACUUAAUUUCUGAGCACUUUUUGAAUAUAAAAAUAACAAUAUAAAAUCUAUUUGAAGCAAGGAAUGCAUAUAUGUGUAUAAAUGACUUUGCAGACAAAUGUUUAAAAUUUAUGGGAUUCAUUCAGCCCUUAUAAAAAUAUUUAUAAUCAUGAAGAAAGUUGGACUGGAGGUGGUGUUAAAGGUACUCUCCAGUGACAGGAAAAUCUAUCAGUUUUCCUGGCACUACAGGACCCUGCAUUGUCCCUCUCCCUCCCAUUUCUCAUCCCAUGUUACUGAAGGGGUUAUAACCCCCUCAGUUACUUAUUUGAGAAGGCUUAGCGUGUCAGCAGAUGCACUUGGCUAAUCAGCGCCACCUUUGUCUGUUGAAGUCAGAGGUUACUGUAUGAAAAAUCCGAGAGACGCGGAAGGACAGGGAGAGCACUAAAUGCCGCUGGAGAGGUUUAACCCCUAAAGGUAAGCAGGCACCAGGGACCUACUGGCACCAUAACUGCUUAAUUUAUCUGAAGUUCUUCUGGUGCCAAUAGGAUCCCUUUAAAUUCUCUCUCUCUCUCUCUCUCUCUCUCUCUCUCUCUCUCUCUCUCUCUCUCUCUCUCUCUCUCUCUCUCUCUCAAAGUAUAUAAUAUAAUUUUUUUUUUUUUUAACUUUAAUAUGAUAAGUGAGGAACCUGCAAAUUGUGGUUUAUGGAAAAGUGAUUAGCAGGAAAUCUUUCAUAUUUUGUUUUUGCUCCUCUACAGGGCUCCACUCCUCCUCCAAGCACACAGCAGGUAAAAACUCAGCAAUCUACUGCAACAACAGAACAAAAUCAUGCCAUUAUAAAGCUGUUCAGAGACUUUGAUGUCAAAGAAACCUCAUAUCAUUUGGUCAUCUCCCACCUGGAUCUGCACAUAUGUGACGACAUUCACUCAACAGAAAGAGGUGAAAAAUUAGGGUGCUCUUCAAGAUAUUUUGGAUCAUUGAUUUACUUUUCUUAAAUGCACCAACUGUCAUGCUGCAUCAAAGGGGCACUUCAAGCACCAUAACCACAUAUGAUUAUUGCAUAGACUACGGUACAAGAAGUUCCUCUGUCCCUGUCUUCCCUCAUUCUGUUCAUUGUAGCUGCAGCAAGUUUCAGGUAUAUGCUCACUCCUCCAUUCUCUGAUUUCGCAGAGGUAAGCUGGGUCUCCUGCCCAUGCAAGAUCUUACACUGUGUAUGUGCAAGCCAUACAAGUGCUAUGUAACCCAUAUCAGAUUUUUCAUAGCUUUCAAUGGGAGAGCCUGUGCAGCAGGUGAGUAGCUUCUUUUAUGGAACAAAAACUAGAAUGAACCUAGUCUGUAUACUAAUAAUAGAUACACUCCAGCUUCUAUUGGCAUACAAAGUAGCUUCAUACAUGUAUUUUUUUAGUUAAUGCAACUUCUCACUGCAUGUGAACAACAUAUGCAGUAAAUCUCAGAUGACCGUGAUUUGUUUACCAUACAAAUGUAAGGAAUAACUGACUUCGCACACAGGGGAGAUAAAUUCAGGAGAAUCUCACAAUGCAAUCAAGAGGAAACGAUAAGUGAUUGUGAAACAAUUUCCUGAGUUUAAUCAUAGGAUAUCAAGUUUUUUCUUUAGCUCCAGUGUUCCUACUGUCUGGAUCCUGGUUGGAAAUCACGGGGAGCCUCCAAUUUAGUGAAAUCUGUGCUGUAGCUGCAUUUAACAGUAUCACUUCAAUAUAUAUUAUAUUAUAAUAUUUUUUUUUAACACUAAUAUUGUUUAAGUUAGUUGAAAAAGCUAGUAAGGGUGAGACCUGAAUGACAGAUGGAAUUUGGAUGGGGGACAUUCCAAUAAAAUAGGGAUAAAUUUCCUAUCCCUGACUUUCAGCAUCAGCAAUGCUUAGUGCUGUGAUAGGAGGCGAUAAAUAGUGCUUAGUGCUGUGAUAGGAGGCGAUAAAUAAUGCUUAGUGCAGAUAAAUUCUCUACCACAGUGUAAUAUUUUUAUGUAAUCUCAUUGAUCAUGGAAGAAAAAAAAAAAAAAAUGUGCCAGAUUACCAUAGUUACAUAGCUGAAAAGAGACUUGCGUCCAUCAAGUUCAGCCUUCCUCACAAAUGUUGUUGCUGUUGAUCCAAAAGAAGGCAAAAAACCUGGACUGAAGCGCUUCCAAUUUUGCCACAAACUAGGAAAAAAAAAAUCCACAUUUUACCAUAAAUGAUAGCUGGCGAAGGGCUAUCAACAUAAAGAGUAAUGACUGUCCUUGAUGGAGCUCAAGAGGAAUAAACACAGGCAACACUCAGUAGUAAGGAUGGUAUAUUAUUGAUAGGUGAAUCACCCAAUAGAAAGUGCAAUGUUUCGGCUCAGCGGAGCCUUAAUCGUGCAUGAUUAAGGCUCUGCUGAGCUGAAACGUCGCACUUUGUAUGGGUGGUUCACCUAUCAAUAAAUAUACUGUUAUGGGCAAAUGCAAAUAUUACAAGUUUUAGAAUGAAAUGUUGUAUUUCUUAAACUGUGUACUUUGUCUUUAAGAGAUAUUGCAAACUGACAUGGUGUUAGAAAUGGAACAUAUUGUUUUUCAUAAUUGUUUCUUUAAGCAAUAACCUCAGUGCCUAAUAUGUUUGCGCCAUUUUGUCCCAGACGAAUUACAAUAACAAUAAUGCAUAAACAAGCUUCAAGGCUAUACUACGACUCUUUCAGUACACAAUAUACUGUGGUAACCCCAAGUUAAUAGAACUUCCCCAAAUCCGGGAAUCUCCCACGACUGUACACUUACGACUUCGUAUAAACAACAGAUAACCUAUUCAGACUUUAAGAUGCCAUCUUGAACUAAGUCAGGAAAAUUUCCAUGACGUUUGCACCCUUUAGUUAUGGCCUUGUUUGCCAAAUUAAGGGAGGUCCUAAAAUUAAUAAAGUAAAUGAACUACGGUAACCCUAAAAUGGAGACACCUAAGGUAUAAAUAGGUGUACUUUUAAAUGUUAAGACACAGAGGAGAGACUUGGAGACAGAUGCUGCUCCAUCUUAAAAUGACAGAGAGGCUGACAUGAUGACCUGUUCAGAAGGGUAUGUUAACCUAUUAAUGAUAUUUGGAAGCAUUUAGUUUAAUCUUAUAAACUCUGCUAUAAUGGAGUUUAUAUUUAUAUUUUUAUAUAAUAUCCAAAAAGACAAAACUAUUGCUUCCAAGACAAUCCUUAUUUUAUAUUGUAUUCGCAAUUAUUUAUAUAUGGUAAAUAGAGGAUCUCUUACUAACUAUAUAAAAUUAUGGCUAAGAUAUCUGUAUGGUUAGCCCUACUAAGUUCUAUGCUUUAAGACAUUAUAGUGGUAAAUAAGGGAACCACCUGCGGUUAUAAUACCAUCCUUACAACUGUAGUGUUGCCUGCGUUUAUUCCUUUUAAAGACUUUAUUGGUGGGUCCAGCGAUGUCCGCCUGACACGGAGUACCUUCAGUGUGGAUGGUCGGAGCAUUUAUACGGUAUCCGUGUGCAGGGUUCUUUGUUUAUUUUGUCCUUGAUGGGGUUGUCACCCAGGGCCCCGUAGGGUCAGAGACGUAGUCAAAUAGAGUUUUGUAUGAACAAGAAGAGAUAAUGAAACCUUUCAAAACAUACACAAUCAGAAGGUUCUGUACUCAAACAUUUCAUUUAGAAGACGUUUGUUGAUAGUGCAAAAUUGUACUAAAGUGAACUCGAUCACAGUAAAGCAAAAACCUUUAGUGUUACUGAUUCUGGUGUAAAACAUGAUUGCAAUUCCCUAGAGCAGGGUAAGGCAAUCUUUGGCACUUCAGAUGUUUUGGACCAAGUUAACAGAAGAGAAUAAAAGCCAAAAGAGUGAGAUAGGGUAAAGUUGUGCAAUAAGCAGGUCAGUAUGGGUCACCAAAGCAUUGUAAUGAUAAAGGUACAUUUAUAUUGAUCUCUAUUUUAUUUAUUUAUUUUUAAUUAAGUCUUUGUUAAUAGAUGUUAUAGAUGUUAUCAUUACCCUACUAAAUGGUAAUAAACACCAAGAAAGAAUACAAGGACCAGGUCGAUCUGUUGGGAAUCAGUCUGUAAUGCUGAGUGCCUUUACAGCAGAUGCACUAAACUGAGCAAGCUUUUCAAAUUUUUAUUUAUUUUAAUAACACUUUUAUGUUUCACUAUUUUCUCUGGCUAGUUCUAUCUUGUGGUGAUCUACCAUGUGAAAUGUAAAUGCUGUGUAUUAUAGGCAUAGAGAAAUCAACAUGUUGGUUUACAAAUUUUUUGAUGGGAAGUAACAAUGUUUUAAUUUGUUUUUCAGCAUGUAACAGGAGGAUUACUGGAGGUGCCAUGCAAUUGUCUUUCAGCAUGCUUACAGUGGAUUACUAUCCUUAUCACCGAGCAGGUAUCAGCAGAGCUAAUCUUGUUAAACUCCAGUGAAUUAUUAAAUAGUAUUUUGUAUGGAUUCUUACCCACAUGACAUGUCC